This is a messenger RNA of Xyrichtys novacula (pearly razorfish), 46733 nucleotides long. NCBI's taxonomy places the organism in Eukaryota, Metazoa, Chordata, Actinopteri, Labriformes, Labridae. The record is from the annotation of a GenBank genome assembly.
UCUGCUUUAGAGUGUCUUUAUUAUUUUAUUAGACACGUCAAAGACCCAAGACCACUUUCGGGCGUCAUGUUGUCGUGAGUUUAAUGGUACUGUUUUCCCAGAGCAGACACCACCACAGCCAGAAAUUUCUGGAAGCUGGCCUGAACAUCAGGUGUGAAGUCACUUUUCAUGAGGGAGGCGAUUUCAAUGGCCAAACAGUCAGACAGCAGCUGUAGAAUAAAAAGAGAAAAAUUAACUUAAUGUAUCCAUUUAUAAUAUGCAGUCUUAAGACAGCUUGGCUUUGCUUAGCAGUAUAAACUGUAAUUUAUGACAUGAAACCAUGACUUUUCUAAUCUUUUUCUAGAUAUAUGUAUACGCCACUAUCCGUGUAAAAUCGACAUUUUGAAUGAUUUGUCUCAAUGAGAGACAAAGGAAUGUGACCAUUAAGUAGGAUAAAAUUAAAAAGUUUACUUUGAAGUUGUCGGGGUCCACGUGCAGCUUCUCGGAGUGCAGCACGCUCAGCUUGGCAUAGGUGGCCUUGAUGCAGUCCAUGUUCUUCAGAGCCAGGUCGAGACCGUGCAGCACCACGAUGCCAUGCUUUGCGAUUUUGUCGUUUUUCUGGAUGGCUUCAGCGUUGUGAGUGGCACCGAAGUCACCAAAAUACUUCAGGCACCAGGGGUAGACGAUCAGACACCUGGAGAAGAAAAAGAGUAAUAACAUUUAGAGAGUCAUUCACAGCUAUUAGUUUAUUGCUCUCAGGUUUCACUACCGAUGAGUCACGUACCUUCGCAGUGCCUUGGGGCCGAUGUCGUCAUAAUUCAGGCUGCCAAAGAUUUUGUUGAUGGUGCUACGCUCCUGCUCAGUCCACUCAACCAUGGUGACUUUUUUUAUUUCAGGCUUCAAAACAAAAGUCUGGAUGCUUGUGUUGCUUGACCCCUCUAUUUAAAUAUCACAUAUUACACUCUCAUCUGAGGGAGCGUGGGCUGUGAUAGGCUGGAGAUGAGGAGUGUUCGAUAAAACGGAAACUCCCUCUCAUUUUUAUCGAUGUAUUACAGAUCUACAACUAACGCCAAAAAUUGGUUCCGAGCCAGUUAAGUUUGGCAGAGUGAGCAUUUUUUUUUUUUUUUGCAAAAGUACUCUAUCACACGAACUGCACAUAUUCUCGAGGCAAGAUAUUAAAACUACUAGAAAAUAAAUCAAGUAGAGAAAGAAAUUGAACACUACGGGUUGCGAUCGUUGGUGGAAUAAAUAAUUCAUCUUAAGAGACUGCCCUUGUUAAAGGUUACCAACAGCAGCACCGAGCCAUGUUAGCUUUGAAUAGUUUUCUUUAAUCCUAUGAUGAGGUAUGAAAAAGUUACGCUACAUUGAACAAUCAAGAUGUUGAUUACAAUUUUUCUUUUAAACUUUAUUUAUUUAUUAUGCUUGCGUCUUCCCAAAUUAAGACUAACCCCCAGUGUAACAACGUGCGGUGCGUAAUUACGCACGUAUUUGCCAAAAAGAGAGACAGACAGAAAGAAAAUCGCGGACAAGAAGAAACUUUGCUUCAGCGUUCCUUUAUUUUUUGUUGAGGAGAGAAAGAAAAAAGCCCCCGGCCUCCUUUUGCUGUCAUGAUGUAGCAGGCUUAGUGGUACUGCCUUCCCAGAGCAGCCACCACAACGGCCAGAAACUUCUGGAAGGUGGCCUGAAUCUCAGGGGUGAAGGCAGAUCCCAUUUUGGCAGCAACGACAAUGCUCAGGCAGUCAGACAGCAGCUAGAGAGGAAAAAACAGAGAAUAAUAUUAUUUUCUACCAUGUGUCGUAUUUCAAUGUCCUUUUUACGUUUCUUUGAGUCAAUAUAGUGACAUGGAAGUCUGCAUAAUACGUCCUGCUGCAGGCCAAUAUACAAACGUACUUAUUACAUAAAUUGAUGUGAUGUUUGUGUAUAUUUUGGGACUUCGUGUGCGGAGGUGUGUGCACGUUAUUUCUUCUGGGUGCGCUGAAAGAAAAGUAAAAAGUGUACUUUGAAGUUGUCGGGGUCCACGUGCAGCUUCUCGGAGUGCAGCGUGCUCAGCUCCGCAUAGGUGGCCUUGAUGUCGUCCAUGUUCUUCAGAGCCCGGUCCAGACCGUGCAGCACCUUGAUGCCAUGGGCUGCGAUGUUCGGGUUGCUUUUGAUAGCUUCAGCAUUGUAAAGGUUGCCGAAGGCGCCGAAAUACCUCUGAGUCCAUGGGUAGACGAUCAGGCACCUGCAGGGGGAGGAAAAUAAAACUCCUUGUUAAUACAUAGGCCUAUUAUUAACAGUUAAUUCUAUGUCUUCCGGCAACGUGCCCUUUACCUGCACAAAGCCUUGGGACCGAUGUCGUCAUAGUCCAGGUUGCCGAAGAUUCCGCUGAUGAUGCUGCGCUCUUGCUCAGUCCACUCAACCAUGUUGUCUCUUGUUUACUGUGUUCAGGCUUUGGAGAAGAACUGAAUACUUUCAAAACGCUGCCCCGGAGUUUUUAUGUGUUUUAGAGAGACCCCCGCCCUUGAUAAGGGUCUGAGUGGGGGUCUCUAAAAAUCGAUAUCCCCACUCAAAAAGUUGUCACAUUUCUUAGAUGUUUCUUGAUUUAAUUCGCAAAAAUGACAAAGUUUGAAGGGGCCUUUCAUGUCCAUUUGAAAUUGGCAAAUAGUCAAACUGUUUCAAGCCUCUCUUAUUUCUUGAUCUUUUUCUUAAUUUAUCAAUAAUUCUGACAUUCAUCAUAUUGUUAUCAGCCUAAAUUUGAAAAGGCUUUGGUUUCAGCAUCCGGAAUCAAAACUCAACAUUUUUUUUCAGUGACGUCUAUUUUUGCAUUCAUCCAUUUUUAAUGUGAAAUUAAUGCAUUUUAUAUCAUAUCUCUAUGUCGUUCCAGUCAAAAUGAACCUUAAUUGUUAAAAGGUUAAUGGAAAGAAUGUUUUAGCAAAUAGAAAAAAGCAGGAAACAAUUUUUUAGGCCUCCGUGUGACCCGUACAUAAAUAUGUAUUUUGAUAUUUCACUAUUCGCUAUCAUUGAUCUUGCUUGGGAGCAGCCAUGACUGUGUCAUGCCAUAGUAUUAUCUGUACAAGCACACUGGUGUUAUCGUGAGCAGCGCCCCCUCCACCCAUGCACGAGCUGCCAAAGUGUCAUAUUUUGAUCGAGUGGAAGCUUAGUGCUGUUGAUAAAGGGGGUGUGUGAAGUCCCCCUUUUGAUAGGCAACAAAUCAAGCCAAAUUGUGCAACUAUCAAAAUGUAAAUGCUAAAUGUACAUGAAUUAAGAAAUAUUUUUCUUUUACCUGACCUGACCUUAUCCAACAAAAUGAGGUGCACCCCAGCGUUUAUGUGUGCGUCAUUGUGUGUGUGUGUGUGUGUGUGUGUGUGUGUGUGUAUAUAUAUAUAUAUAUAUAUAUAUAUAUAUAUAUAUAUAUAUAUAUAUAUAGAUUAUUUUGAUAAGUUUAAUUAUUUUGACAAGUUUAAUAUGCAUUCUUUUUGCACAGCACCUCAUUGGUCUUGUAUUUAAAAACUAUCACAUUUUUCUCAAAUAUUCUGUUUUUUCUGCUUUUCAUUUUUUCUUUACUUUCUUUUUUACUUAGGUUGCCUUUGUCUUGAUGUUUUGAUGUCUUGUAUGAAGCACACUGAAGUUCAAUAUGCUGUUAAAUUGCCUUGGUUAAUAUCUCAUUUGACUUUCAUGCUGCCAAAAUAGUUGAAUAUUAAUCAAAUAAACUGUUUCCAAAACUGAGUUUAUGUCUUUUACUUAUGUUAGCGCGGCAGGUGGAUGUAGGUAAACUAAUUAGCAUUGGCAUGGGCUUGCUACAAAUCGAUAUGGUAUUUCAGAACCUGAAGCCGUGGCUUGGGCGUAAAUUUCCACAGGACAGUGGCGCCCAACUUGUGCCCCUGCCUGAGGCGUGACCCUCGAUGACCUCUGCUUUUUUAGAAAAUUUCCGUGUCACCCCUUCGGAAUCCUGACAAUGCAAAAUUUUUUGGGACUCAUCCAUCAAAAAUAUUUCUGCCAGCAGCCGCCCACACUGCGCGCAGCAGAUAGUUUUUUAUCAGACGCCGAUCUGCGUCAGUCAGUACGCCUUGGCAUCUCCUCUGGUGGGUGUGACUCUCCAGCCACUGAAUUUAAGUGGAGGCCCGCACUAGCCUGAGAUCACUAUCCGACUCAGGUAGACACUCAAUCAGCCGACAUGAGUUUGACCGACAAAGACAAGGCCGCAGUCAAGGCACUGUGGGCCAAAAUUUCCAAAUCCGCAGAUGCCAUUGGCGCUGACGCCCUGGGACGGUAAGUGUGGCAUUUAUUAUUCACUAUUUUUGUGACAGUUCUUCUGUAGAGUUGGUCUCGGGCAUGCAUUCACUCUUUUUAAAGAGUUUGUGGUAUUUGGAGAAAGUGCAGGAUGAGGAGUGAUCAGUGACUGCAGCAUAAUCUCAGCUCCAACCCGAGAUGGUGUCUCGCUCAGGCGCAACUCAUUUUAAUCCAAUUGGUUUCUAAGGAGCAGGAGAGAACAGUCAAAAAAGUUUUGGUAUCACUAUUGCAAAGCGCUCAAACACUGCUCAGCAUAGAUAUGCUUUUUAUAAACUUCGAUUUGACGUGGAAUUUGUUUGGGAGGCACUUCUCCCCCAGAUAAAAGUUGUCAUAUCUUGGCUAAAUACAGUUUAAAUUGUACCCUGCUAAGAGGGUAUACAAUGGAGCCCACCAAGUGUCGCUAAGCAACGAAAAUAAAGACCAACCACUUAGAUUAAUUCUAAGACAACUGAGCCUUGUUUUAUUUAAUAAGAUUCACGUUGUCUCCACCUCCGCAGACUGCUGUGCGUCUAUCCCCAAACCAAGAUCUACUUCUCCCACUGGGGCGACUUGAGCUACAACUCCGGCCCCGUGAAGACCCAUGGGAAGAAGGUGAUGGGUGGAAUUGCUCUUGCCAUUUCCAGGAUCGAUGACAUGACCAAUGGAUUGCUGGAACUGAGCGAGCAGCAUGCCUUCAAGCUGAGAGUGGACCCGGCCAACUUCAAGGUGAGACUCUGACAUCUCGCAGGAGCCCACGCACCUUAGUCAUAACAACAGAAAUGUGUAUAACAACAACAACAAGAUCUAUCGGUCACUGUCAAACUAUGCGUAUUUGUUCGCCGGGUUUACGCACAAACGCUGUCAAGCCACUACAAUGCAAAUGAUGAAAUAACUUGAUAAGACUCUUUCAAUGUAUGGCGUGUAUUUCGAUAGUAAUGGUUUUCUCUGUUCUCCGCAGCUCCUGGCCCACUGCAUCCAGGUGGUGAUUGCCUCCAUGUUCCCAAAUGACUUCCCCCCCGAGGUCCACGUUUGUAUGGACAAGUUCUUGGCCAACCUGGCUCUUGCUCUCGCUGAGAGAUACCGCUAAGAGGCCAGCAGCGUGGGAUGCGGUCUGAUGCGGGAAUUUUUCAAUGUACUUGAGAAAAAGAAAUAAAGAUAUAUUUGCAUGCCGCUCAGAAGUCAUACUACAACUGUCUCCUGUUUUUGUGUUUUAUGCAUAGUAUGGAAUCUAACGUCAGACAUUUUAAACGAUCAGAAAACAAACGAGUGACCCUUGUAUGUUACAUCUUUAUUCCAUGAAAAAGUCUCCACCAAUAUCCUUAAUCAUUUGAUAGCCUUGAUCCUAUGCUAAGGCAUGAAUCAAAAGCAUUUGCCUGCAUUGAUACAAGGUUUCAGUUCAUUAACGCACUUUGCAAUAAAACACACAAAUCUCAUGUUUUCAUGACGAUCCGUAACCUUUCAUCACCGAGAAUGAGCCUGAAACAAAAAGGAAACAUUGUCAACUUCGUUCGUUUUUUUGUUUUUUUUAAAACUUAUUUUAAUUCAAUAUAUAAAUAUUUAUUUCAUUCAAGGGUCUUACCUUAGGAGGGCAGCAGCUACCACACCUCCUCCCACAGGUCCCACCCAGUAAACCCAGUGAUAGGUCCAGUAGUUCGUCAUCACUGCCGGACCAAAGGCCCUGGCAGGAUUCAGACAUGUUCCUGAUAUGUCUCCUCUAAACAAAAGUAUUAAAAUUCAGCAUCAGACUUCAUCAAAUAUUGAAAUUAAAGAAUUGUUAUAUGUAAACAAACCACCAUUUUAACUUUGAUACCAGCAACAUAUCACCAAAAAGGUAAGGCAGGUGCAUUUGUUCUAUUUUGUUGCAUUACUUUUUAACACAUAUAGUGAAAGUUUGGAAAUGAAGGAGACCAUGUGCAGGUUUAAUGUAUUUUUCAUUCCACUGGGUGAAAAAUUGGGACUUCAGGCAGGCCAGUUGGCACCUAGACUCUUCUACUACUCUUCUAUUGCUAUGUUGCACUGCAGAAUAUGGUGAGGCAUCAUCCUGCUGAAAUAUAGGAGGCCUUCCCCCAGAAAAAGCAUUAUCUGUUGCUUCAAAGUCUGUAUGAAUUGUUCGGCAUAAGUAGCUAAUUCCACCCCAAAUGUGUAAGCCCAUCACCUGCUGCUGGCUUUUGAACUAAGCACUAUUGAUAAGGUGGCACCUCUCCUCUUUGUGUCCAGGACUUCCAAAAAGUGUCGUCUGCAAACUCUAAACCUUUACUUUUUUACACCCGGUCAUGUUGCUAACCUGCAAUAAACCUGAGGGAAGAUGUUCCUCAGGAAUUUUCUGUGUUUUGUUAUCACUGCACUUUUUGAAACAUGACAUUAGAUUUAGAUUACGCAUGUAUUUUUUUAUACAACAAUAAAAUUUUCCAGUUUCCAAUUUACUUGAAAUUUUGUCUCUACACUUUUUUCAAUCAUAGGAUCUUUUUAAAAUCAUUUUAUUUUCGGGCAUUCAAUACAGUCUGAGAGAAAUUAAGAAGCCCCCCGAAUUAAUGUAUAACCUUAAAGCUCCUGUCAGGAACUGAGUUGAAUUUGAUACCCCUAUGGAAAAAGCAGGAGGAUUUGUCCCUCAACCAGCUUCCAGUAUUUUUCAAAAGUGGAGUGAACUAUUUUUGUAUUUUUUUUUAACAUUACAUUAAGAUAAAUAAUUGUUAAAAUUUUCUUUUUAAUUAAUGCAAAAAAAUGUAUUAAAGAUAACGUCAUGGUCAAAUUUAAAUGUAAAAUAUAGAUAUAGAUAUUAGAUAUCACUCUGUUUGUUUAAUAAUCACUCUGUGUUAAAUAUUGAAUACAAAUGUUGAAUAACCAUCUAUAAUAUAUGCUGAGUGUUGAAUAUUAAUAUUAAAUAUAAAUGUUGGAGUUUUAAUUAAAAGUCUGUUCUUUUGUAGUUCUGUGUAGUGGGCUCUUGUAGCUUAUGUAUAGCCAAUAUGAAGAUAUUAAGUAGAAGAGAAAGUAUCUGUUUUUAAUUUUGGAAACUGCUGUUAUGGCGUAGAUGUCUGAAAGAGAUGAUUGAGACCUUUAUUGUCCUUUCUAUGGCAAAGAUUCCAAGCAAGUAACGCAUCUGUUAGCUAAAAGACUUCAAAAAGUCAAAAAAACACAACAACACAAUAAAUCCACUAAGAGAUGAGAUAGAACACUUUGUCCACAGAGUGGCGCCAGACAAAGAAAAAGUAAUUUUUAAGGGCAUUUAACAUUUCUAGGGCAAGUGAGCUGCCUUCAAAUAGCAGCCUGUUCAAGCAUUAUAAGAUACAUGGUUACCCCUUCUUUAUCUUACCCCGCCAGGAUAUUAAUGAUGACAGUGCAGCCCACGAGGAAAGGGGCCAACGGGGUUUUGGUCUUGUGGUUUACUGCCACCAGCAGCACCACCAUGGUGACUAAGCAGGUCAUAGCCACCUCCCCAAAGACAGCGCCUGCCAGCUGACUGUCUGACUUGAGUAUAUCAAACGCUGCUCCUGUGGCGUUGAUGUAACGUUCUGCAGGGGUCAUCAUCUGUGAGGUAGAAGUUGUGAUGAGCUUGAUUUUAAUAUCAGAGAUUAGAUUAACAUGGUUUAUUUCAUUGUAAGAAAGCCCUAAUUUUCUUCACAGGAAUAAGACAGGGAUUAUUUAACAUCACCUGCAUGAGUUUAACCUAACUAAACCCAACCUAAAUUAUUAAAACUGAACUUACAUGGCCCAGAGUACCGUAUCCCAUGAUAUCCUUACAUGUCAUAACGUGAUGCAACAUGAAACAAUGCAAAGCAACAUAGUUGUAAAAUUACAUUUUAAAUGGCCUGACUGAACAGAUGUAAUCAAAUCAGAUGUGACACAAUGUAACAUAUCCCAUUAAAUAACAUAAUGCAAAGGUAAGUAUGUGACAAAGUGUAAUGUAACAAAAUGUACCAAAGCAUAGCAUAUGAUGUAUCAUAACCUUAUGUAACAUAAUGUACCAUAACGUAAUGUAACGUGACAAACAUAUUAAACAUUUAAAAACAUAACAUAGAAAAAAAGUAACAAAAAACGACUAAACAAAAAGUAAUAUGUUGUGAUGUGACCAAGGUAAAUGCAGCCUUAUAUUAUUUCCACCUUACCGAACAUAAUGAAACCAAAGUCAUACAAAUCUAUGUAAACUGAUAUAACAUUGACCUGUUACAAAACAUAUAACAAUAAACUGUACAUAACACAUCACAUGUAAUAUAUAGAAAUGUAGCAUAGCGUCAAGUCACCAGAUGUGCAAUCUAUGAAAUCAUAGUGUAUAGUUGAAAUGACAUGACUUUUUUUGCCCCUACAGGACACAAUGAGAUGUGGCUUUGACGUAAUGUAACGUAACGUAACAUAACGUAACAUACCUGGCUAAAGUUCUUUUUAAUAACUUUAACUUAGCCACAUGACCCCUUUAGAAUAAACUCUGAUAAUGUAACUAAACCUUCGUUUAACUGUAAAUAACAUCAUGAAACCAUCUCGGUGUGAACUAACAGGAUGUCAAACAUUCAUCACUACAGAAUUUUUGCAGUUUACUUUUUACUGACUUUGGCCAUUCCAGCCCCCAGCACUCCUCCAGUCAACUGGCUGACAAGGUAGGGUACCACCAGUGAUGGCUCCAUGCCACCACACAGGUAGAUGGCAAUAGUAAAUGGUGGGUUAAAAUGGGAGCCGCUUGAGGAAGAGAAACAGUGUAAAAAAUCUUAGAUCAAAUGGAAAAGUACACAUUUUUUCAUAAGUAAAUUGAUAAAUAGUAUGACAAAAAAGAACAAAACAAGUAGGAAAAAAAGCCUUUUCACUGAGCAUCUGUAUCUAGGUCAUUAAUCUCUCACAUGAAUUACCUUAUCUUAUCCAUGGCGGCCACCAUCACUGCAACAGCCAGUCCAUGUACCAAAGCUGGCUGCAAGCGUCCAGCUGCAGGCACAUUCUCGAUGACUGACACGCAGCCAAUGAAAACAAAAAACAUGGUCCCCACGAUCUCAGCUAAGCAGGGCUGGAACACCCUCUCAUAUUUGUUUGGUGGUUUGGGUGCAGGUGGCUUUCUUCCUGUCUCCAUCAGUUUAGAGUCUAAGUUUUCCAUUUCUAUUUUCUCAACUCCCAUGUCACCUGUGUGAAUGUCUUACUAGACGAGCUUUCUGUUCCAAGGUAAUUCCCACAGAGCAUCCACUCCACUGCACCUGCACGACUGAUUCUCCGUUCCUGCAAGUUGUUUUGGCCAUUCGUAUUUAUCACUCUCACCUGUAACGAUGAACUAGAAUUGCUUCACAGCGUCAUAAAAACAUCAAAGGUGAAGGAUUUCCCGUGAUUCCUUGUGGCCACAUAAUCUCCGCCCCAACAUCCUCACAGCUCAUGUUUGGAUCAAUUAGACCAGGCAAUCUAGUUCUUGAAGGCCACACCAAGAUGUAUGAUCAGUGCUGUUAACCUUGGUCAGUGAGGUUGGAUAGGUUCGAGGGGUUCAAGAAGUGCACAAUCUGGUUCACAUGCAUUCCUGUAGUGAGCAACAUUAGCUUUCAAACAUAUAGAUAAGACCUAGGUUGAAGGACAAUAAUCUUUAUGGUUUAGUGCCUUCAUGUUAAACUACACUGUCAACAAUUAUUCCCAUCACAUUUUACUGAAUAGGCUCAGAGUCAGGGUUAUCAAACUCAAUACUGUUAGUUUUGACAUUCAAAUAAUGAAGUACAUUUGAAUUUGACAGUGUGACGACUACUUCUCUAAGGGAAAUAUUGUACUUUGAGCUCUGGUUUAUCUAAGUGGUUAGGACAUGAACCCCACAAUAACUUUGUUUUGUCUCCACACUGGAUCCCUUGCUGCUUAUCAACCUUUAUUCUUUCUUCCAUGCACUUUAUAUCUCUCCUCAGUUCAGCCACUAAAGCAGAAAAAGACCCCUAAAAUUCUUCUUACAUACCAUCUGUUCUUAAAUAUUUUUUUUUCUCAGUGAAAUAGAAAACGGUUAGAGCUGUCCACCACUUUGGCAUCCUGUUAUGUUUAUUUCAUAGUCAAAGUUUCAAUGUCAGAUUAAUAGUAAUUGAAAGCACCAUUAACUCCCUUUGUUUUGCUUGCUUGUAUGUGGCCUGAGAUACAAGUGUUUAUAUCUGUUCAUUUAUAGUUUCCAUGUUGCGGUGGAUAUAAGGCCGCCGUAAAUGAUUUGUACCCAGUUUUAUUGUAUAGUGUGGUGUCUUGUGUGUUAUUUUCAAGUAAUAAAGCUAUCAACGGUCCCUGUAAAGGACUUUGACCAAAACAAUGAAAGUGAACAGACUACAGAAAGUGUCAUAAUUUUUUAAAUGGAAUUUUAUGUAUGUAAACCAUGACAAAAUCUUAUAUAAUCUUUAUAUUUCUUUAUCAAAAACACAUGACUAUAUGACAAUCUUUUUAAAAAAAUACUUCUAAAAAUCAUUUUACAGAUAUGACAGUGAGUAGGAACUAUCAUAAGAUCUAGCUGAUCUCAUGGAAAAUAUAUUGUUGGUAAAUUAAUUAAAAUCCAGGUCAAAAAAAAAAAGGUAGUAAUGUGUCAACUGAAGGUUGUUUGUUUGUCUUCUUCAAAUAAAUAAGGCAUUCACUUCAACACAAGUCUCGUCUUCUGGUCACCAAACAACAACCUGCAAAAAAAAUUAAAACACCUUUAAUUAUGAUUUAAUGGCAUAUUGACAAUGUACAUUGAUCAUUAAACAAGCCUAUGAGCUGCAGGCAUACCGUGCCUUUAAAUUCCUUUCAUAAUUUGACACCACUGGCAAAAAGCUACAUGACACAAGUGACCAAUGAAGACCUAAAAUCUGUGAUAAAAAAAACUCCCAAAUAACCCACUUAAAGCUCCUGUGAUUAUUUUUUUUUUUACUUUAAGGAAGACAGGAUUGAUGUUUCUUAUAUCACAAUUUCUCAUUUCCAAAAUUGGUGUGAGCUAUGUAGCUGAAGAAACAACCCUGAUUCACAAAUAUUCAAAACUAAUAUGAAUUAAAAGUCAGCAAAAUUAAUUUUUUUUUAAGGAUGUAGAAGAGACUGUUUUCUCCACAGGGGGCGCCAACACUGAAACAAACUGAAAGUUCCUCACAGGAGCUUUAACAAUGGCGCAUGAGUCACAACGCUCUAUGGAGAGAUUUAAAACAAACAAACAAAAAAACUCACUAUGCUGUCUUUUAAUGAUCAAAUAUAUCAUUUAGUGUAAAUAUUUAAUGUUAAAAGUAAAAAGGGGGCUUCUCCUUCAACUGUUUAGCUGACACCUACCCCCUCACACCAAUGUCAGACAUAAGAAAUUACAGCAAAUAAAUUGUUAAUCUCAUCCUUUACAGUCUUUUUUUGCUUUUAAAUCUUAUAAAAAGGCAUCAAUUUGAAUUUCAGUCUAUUUAAUAAACAUAAAAAACUCCUAACUGGACCUUUAAGUUUCAAAAUAAAAACAAAGAGAUGUUGAAAAAAUAUAGAAAAUUUAAAAACUACAGACACAAAUAGCUUCAAAGGGACACCGACUGACUACAAAGAGUUACAAAACAACCACAAAAACAGUUGAGUUGACUUUUUCGAGUGUAGUCAGGUCAAGGGGUAUGAUUUUAUGUAAUGCACUUCACACGGCCCCGCUGAGGAUUACACUUAAUAAGUCAUCCAUGGUUAAGAAUCAUUUUGAGUCCAACUGACUUAUUGAACAGGCCAAAAAAGUUCACCACUUCUAAACAUCACUGCUCCACGGGGCCCCCUGUGGUCAAAAACUUCAAUUUAUUCCCCUAACAUUUAACAAUCAUCCUUUUACAUAUAACCAAUAGGGAUUUUAUUGGUUUAGACACGCUAAAAGGUUUCAGUGAGAGUGGAAAUGUGUGGCAAAGCUAAAGCUGAUCUGGACUGUACACACCUGAUGAAGCUGGCGGUGACCAGUGCUCCACAAAAAGGUCCAACCCAGUAGAUCCAGUGAUGGCUCCAGUGAUUAGCAACCACUGCAGGGCCAAAGGCUCGGGCAGGGUUCAUACAAGCUCCGGAUAUCAUUGCCCUAAAACAACAAAGAGCAGAUAGUUCAGUCCAGUGAUGCUACACUUCAAAACUUGUUUUUGAUAAUCAUGCAGGACCAGACAGCCUAAAUAUUCAGGGAUGAGUGGGUUUAGUUAACCAGAUCAUUGCUCAUCAGCACCAGAAUCAAUAGUUGUUUCAAAAAAUGACUUCCAGUUUGAGUUAACUUUAGCAUCUUUAGUGGAUAGUCAUUCCAUUUUUUUUUCUCCCUGUUGAAUCUCUUACCCAGCAAAUAUGUUGGCUGUCACAGUGAGGCCGAUGCAGAAAGGAGCCCAGGGCGAGCUGGUUUUUGUGUUGAUGGCCCCCAUGCACACCACAGUGGUGAGAAAAGUCGUCAUUAUCACCUCUGCCAGAGUUGUUUCAGCAAGAGCAUUGGGGGUCACACCGAAGGCACCGCCGAGGGAAGCAGUGUACACACCAGAGGGGUAAAUUGCCUGGAAGUAUAACCCACUGUCUUUCAGUACACAAGUUUUUAUUCACUGUCACCUAGUGUUUUUUUUUCAAUCCAGCAAAGUAGGCCAGAUUUUUUUAACCAGAUAUUGAUGCUAUUCCUUUUUUUUUUUUUCAAAUAACUGACCUAACCAGGAAAAAAAAUUAUGGUACAACAAUGUCAUUAUUUUGAGUAACUGGGUCAAAACUUAGAGAUUACUUUGACUUCUUAGACUACUUAAAGACUAUAAUAUUGAUUAUUUUCUCAUAUUUCACCAAUUACUUUUUAAUUUUGUGGUAAUUUGACUAAAUUUAUAUACUUUCCAGAAUAUAUUAUUUGGCAGGACUUGGCUUCCAUACUUCUUCUCACCUUAGUCAAACCAGCACCAGCCAUUCCCCCAACCAUCUGAGCCAGGAUGUAAGGCAACAGCAGAAGAAACUCCAUCCCUCCGCACAGGUACGCCAUCAGAGACACGGCGGGGUUAAAGUGCCCCCCACUGCAAUAAACAUGAUGAACUUUACUCUUUAUCUUCUGAAGGAUGUUUUGAACUGAUAAUGAUAACACCUAUCUGUUGUGGGAUUAACAGAAAUAGCAGGUAGUUCUUGGUAUUUCUGUACCUUUGUAGAGAAAAAAUCAUGAGAAGAUGAUAAAAUGUGCCCUAAAGCAGCUUCUGCUUAACUAUCAUUGAUGUCUAUAUUACAGUAAACUUGCUUAAAUUUUACUGAAAGUUUUCUUCAAUUAAAACUUGAAAAAAAGUCAGUUUUUUUCUGAGUUUUGGAGGAAAUUGUAAGGUCUCAUAACUCCUAGAAAUGCAUAUUCCUCCACCUCAGCAGCAGAAAAAGAAAAAAAAAAUCAUUUCAAACACACCAAAAAAUUUGAUUCUUUUACCUUAUUUGUCCAAACACCAUGAUGAGCACUCCCAGCGCCAGCCCAUGUGCCACAGCAGGCUGGAUGACACCCACAGUCCCCACAUUCCCGAUCACAGAUGCGCACCCCACAAACACGAACAGGCCGGUCCCAAAGAGCUCUGCCAAACAGGGCUGCACAUACUUCUCAAAGAUACAUCUUCUCCUGCUUGUCUUUCUCACUUCUGUCUCCUCAGUUAUGGUAAAGACCUCAGUCUUGGUUUCCUCUCCUGACAUAGUAAGUAUGAAUGAUAACACUAUCUAACCCGAGUGAAAUUCACCUGUGCUUCUGGUGGCAGUCUGAUCCUUGCUGGUCUGAUGAAUGUACAGUUUGGUAUAUAAGCCAUUUUUAUGAUGAUGCACGAAGGACAUACGCACAUCCCCAUUUUUUUUUUCUGCUGAUGCCCCACCUUCCUGUGAUUGUUUGUACUCCCAAGACACUCCAUCAUGUAAGGAUCAUAAAAUUAUGAGGGCUGUGAUACUGAGUGUCAAAGAACACAGAGAUAAAGAUGAGGACAAUGGAUGUGCUAUCACUGAAGAGGACAACGACGGGUUUAACUGAUACUACAUCUUUAAGUCUUCUAUCUAUAGAAUCCAGGAUAGACCUGCUGUAAACUUUACUGUUAGAAUUAUAACUCCAAAUCACAGAUCUGCACUACAGCCUCUAUAUAUGGGGCGCUUUGACUGCUCAGCCAUUGGUACCCCAAACCACAGUGACUGUUAUGUAGCAGUGAUUAGGGGGCUAAUUUUGGGUUAAUUAUUGGGAUAUCAGCAAAAACUUGAGUCCACCCAUUCAUCGAUAAAUACAGUAUCUGUCUGUGUCAUUAACUUAGAAUCAUCAUGUCCCAUUAGAGUCACUAAUACGCAAUCUUUUCUGGGGAUCCCUGUGCUCCAUCAUGCCGUGGCCUCCUCUGGAUCACUGCUGCUGUGGACCUGCCUGCUGUCCAGCUGCUUCAAUUACAUGCAUCAGUCUCACCUCUGUCCAUCUCUCUCUUUCUGCAUCUCCCUCUAUCCCUUCUCUAAACCCAAUGUAGUAGCAGCAGAUGACUGUCUCACAUAGGUCUGGUUCUGCUGAAGGUUUCUGCCUGUUAAAGGUAGUUUCUCCUCUCCACUGCAAAUUGCUAAAUGCUGCAAAGUGCCAUACUCAUGUGGUUGAUGAUGGAAUGGACGUGGGUCUGGUCCUAAAAGAUCAUCUUUACAUUGACUCUUCGGAAAAAAAAACAUGGCCUAAACCAUCUUAUUUUUGUUAAGUGAUUUUGGUUAACACUUGUUGUAAAUUGGCGCUAUAUAAAUAAAGACUAAUUUAUUAUUGAUUGAUUGACAUAAAUACAUGCUAGGGAUAAAAGCCAAUAUUACCCUCCAUCUCUGGCAUAUCAAAUCUAAAACAGUCACUGACUGGUGUUUAAAUGUUGUAUCGUAUUGUUAUAUUAAGUAUUGACAGUAAUGUCAGCCAUAUUCAGCAAUCUAUAAAACAACCCAAUAUUUAUGUCUUUCCAUUGACUCAUGACAAAUCCCUCCUAAACAUAUUACUGGCUUAGACAACCAUGUAUAUUAAAUUUGAAUGUAUACAGAUUAAAGAAUCUGUCCAUGACUUCCUUUUUAUAUUUUAAUCCAAAAUUUUCCCUCAUAUUCCUUUUAUUUUGGAACUAUUUCAGACAGCUCUACAGAAAUCCAGAAGUCCCUUGUGGCAGUAUUCAAAUGAGUUCUCAUCUUUCUGAUCAUGUCAGCAAAAACUGAAUAUUCAGGAGCCUCCUGAAAAGAGAAUUUGAAGUAGAGGUGCUGUAUUGGGUUGAAUUAGUUUGUCUAGAUGUUCAUAAUGUUAUGGCUGGUCAGUGUAUUUUGAAAGUUAAAACUUAAAGCUGCUGUGAGGAACUUUGGUUUGUGUUAAUAUUGGCGCCCCUUCUGGAUAAUGUGAUACCUCACAUCUCUUUCUGACCAAAAACUCAUCCUGUGUCUUUUUAAUAGUGAGUGAUAUCGGUCACUGCAAAUAUUUGCUGUGGAAAAGGCCUACAAAGGCUGAAUUUAGACCUGCUGCUGAUUGUCUGGUCUGACAUCUAUCCCCUCACAGCAGUUUAAGGCAUUAAAAAUUACCAUAGUGAAAUUAUCAGCAUUGCUGCUGAUAGUGUCUUUUGCUUUGGAGGUCACAAAGAAGCAACAGCAUCAGUUUCAGUUUGUUUUACAGCUAAAGACUCCCCACAGUCCCUUUAAAAGUUAAAAGAAAUCAACCAUCUCCAACUUUAAGCUUUCAGAAUUCCUACCUUUUGAAGCUACAACCUGUUUAUAGUGUUUACCAUUAAGACUGCAUUUGAAACAGCCAUCCUCUGUCAUCCUUAUCUCAACUGUGAAGAGGACUCUAACAAUGACAGUGAACCUGGGACCCUGAAAACACUCACUCUACACUUAUCAGUUAUGACAAGAAUGCCAAAGUCCAUUACCUGAAAUGAAGUUUCUGUGAACAGUCAAAAAAAAUUUUUUAAGCAAAAUAUAGGGCUCGAGUGAAGGUAGUUUCAACUGUUUACCCAUCUUACAAUUUGAAGCAACACUUAAUGUAAAACUGAAUCACCUCAAGACUUUCAGAUUUGUCAAACAAUUAUUUAAAUUAUGUCUUGAAUUAUUAUUUAGCAUUACUGCCUCUUCUGAAAGCAAAGCAAACCAAAACUCAGCAAUACUUGUGGAAAUUUCAGAACCAGAUAAUGAUUCAGGAUCUCCUUUGUGGGCACUAGAAUUAAACAAAAAGAUAAAAAUAAUCAUAUAAAUAAUUCCACUGAUUUAAAAAAAGGAUUUUAACUCUUAAAAUCUGGAAAAAAAAACUUAUAGAUGCUCUCAGGAGGCUUAUCAUAAAAUUAAGUGUCACAGUUCAGCACAUAAAUGACUAGAGGACCCCCGUCUUACACAAAGGACUUUUUAAUUCAACUGCACAUGACCUGCCCUCUUCAUUCAGUUCAUCACAAAUGUAUCCUGUUAGAAAACAUUUAUGGAUGAAUCCUCAUAAACUAAAAGAUUGUAAGUUAGUCUCAUUUCUAAACAUUUACUGUCAGUUCUGUCACAUGCAUGUACAUUUUGUUAGAAACUGAGUCUGAGGAGCACAGUUGGUUACAAAAUAACAUCCAGAUGGCACAUUAAAACCCAGACAAGCACAAACAUUUAUUUGCAUUCUUCAAACUUACAUUCUUUAAAGACUCAAACAACACUGAUUUCAUUUACAGUUGAUAAUUCAGUGCCAGCGUAGCCUCAGACCUCACUGCAGCUUCUAACACAACCUUUUUUUUUCCACUACCAGCUCUGGGUGGCAGAGGUAUGCUCAUUAAAACACAUUCUGCUGAUGGAGGGGGUUUUCACACCGGAACAACUCCCAGUCCAGGACAAGAUGGAAGGUUGAGGGUUUCCUCUUUUCCAAUUACUCCCCUCUACACAUCUUCUCCAGUUGUUGAUCUUGGCAUUUGCACAUGUGAAGCAGAAGCCCAACAGUGGAGCAGUCUCACUCUUAAAAUCCCAGCUGUGACAAACCUGAGGAAACAGAACAUGACCUGUUCUUGUAAACCACCUCAGCAGGCAUUUGAGCUGGACGGAUGGGUGGAAAUAUGAAAAAUUUAACACAAAUGAGUAACACUAAGUAAACAAAGUAAAGGACAGCAUGGCGCCACAGUGGACAUCUAGACGUUAGCGUUUUAUGAUCUACAUUACCCAGAUUGAGCCUGUCCUUGGUGGCCCAGCAGAUGCUGUAGUGCUGGAGAAGCUGCUGUAAGAGCUCCCUCUCAUCCAGAAACUCCAGACUUUCGAUUCUGAAAACAGUGGGGAAAAUGUGAUCUUAUUUAUUGGGCUCAAAAGGGAUAUUCCGGUGUAAAAUAAAGUUAGGGUCAAACACAUCGUGACACCGAGAGAUGAAUGUUGCCAACUGCUUGUUUCUCUAGUUAUACCAAUUUUAGUAAUGACCGCAGGAUAGCAAUACACACCUCAACCAAAAAGCCGCUCUAUAACCACAAAUAACAAAUAAUGCUCAGAACAGCACCUAACUUCAUCAACAGUACAUACAGGGUCCCAGCCAUAGUACUAGCCUUCAAACACCUUUUUAGCUUUGCCUGAUUUCUUUAGAAAAGGGACUAAACACAACUCACCCACUCUCUUCCAGCAGCUGCUUGUUUGUGGGGGAGCCCUGACGAGUCGAUCACCGAGUGCAGCAGAGUUUCGCAGCUCAAGGAAGAACAUUUAAGAUUAUUACUUCAUGGAAAUGCAAUCAGACUGUGACGCUAAGGCAGAAGAUCUACCGCGUGGAAAUGAUCCCACUGCACUCGGUGAUCGACUCGUCAGGGCUCCUCAACAGACAAUCGGCUGCUGGAAGAGAGUAGGUGAGUUGUGUUUAGUCCCUUUCCUGAAGAAAUCAGGCAAAGCUAAAAAGGUGUUUGGUGGCUAGUGCUAUAGCUGGGACCCUAUAUGUACUGUUGAUUAAGUUAGCUGCUUUUCUGAGCAUUAUUUGUGGCUAUAGAGUGGCUUUUUGGUUGAGGUUUGUGCGUGGAUCCUUAGACCGCUGUGUAGAGAAGCAUGUAGUUAGCAACAUUCAUCUCUCGAGGGGGGUCUUGGUCGGUGUUACGGAGUCUAACUUAAUUUUACGCUGAAAUAUCCCUUUAAUACAGAUAAUGAAGAAAAACUCAAUUUUCUAAAUCCUUCACACCUGAGUGUACAAAGAAAUAUUGGCACCCAUUAUUACACUUAUCUCUGGCUGUUUAAUCCUGCAUUACCUCGCUACAUCAUCCUGCGGCAGCAUACUGUAAACCGUCAUCAUGUCCAGAGCAUCAGCAUGCUCCCAGCCUGUCUUCAGAAACCGCUCCUUCUGGAAAUGUCAAAUGUACCGAUUCAAGUUAUCAGAAUAUAAUUUGAAAUAGACAAAGUGGAAAAAAAAGAUACAAGUGACAGAUGUUCACCUGAGACUCCAAAGACUGGCAGGCCUCCACUCCUGCUAAGGUGCACUGGCGACGCUGCAGGUUCUCGAUCAUCACCUGACCAAAGCGGUCGCUCAUGUUCACCUGAAUGUUCACACAAUGCUCAGUUACUAUAAGGAACUUUAAAUUGUAUUUUGUAUAUAUAAACAACUGAAUUUGUAUGUAUGAGUCAAGAAUUUAUGUUUUGGAUAGUUCAAUAUUUUUUUCAAUAUUUUCUUUUUAUAAUAGUAAAUAAAUAUUAAAGCUCCUGUGAAGACUUGUUUACCUGCUCGUAGUUGAUAAACAUUGCUGUAUGGAAGGUUUCUGCAGCCCAGUGAACCAGAUUGGAGGACUGUGAGGGCGUCAUGUAGACCAGCACACACUCUGAGAGGAGCAAUGUGGGUAAUCUGGGAGGAAAAGACAGAACAUCAAACCACCCAGCUGGUGCUUUACCACCAAUCUCCAUUCAAGUUUAAAGGAGUUUAAUGAAUUCUGCCAACUGAGGGAGAAAAAGUUUAACUAUUAAAGUGUUCGUUUACUUCUCUCUGGACACUUACCCUUCAUACUCAGUAAGCUUUGAACUCAUUGCUCCAUAAAAAUGUUUUAAUUCUCAUGGUCGUAUUACACAUGAAACAGAGGGUGGGUAAAUGUAAUGACCUUUGACUUUGAUGCAACCAAGACUAAUAAAAAAGAAGAUAAAUCAAAAUUCACAUUUCCCCAAUGAGCAGCUUCCUGUAAAAGACAGCCUCACUCUUUGUCAACUUUUCCUGGAUAAGUACAGGUAAUGAAUGUGCCAGUGCCAAGCUGAGGUGACAGGCUGUGCCAGCUUGAGGUGCACACACCAAAGAAAACAUCCCAUUGCACAAAAAAGGAUGUAUGUCCUCUCAAACUUCCUUUUUUGAGGAUGAGUCUUUGUCUUACCAAUAGAAUGACAAUCCAUCCAUAACCUUUCAGGUUAUUCAACAAUGUAGAGUGAACUUUUCUGUCCUUUACAGUAUGUUCAUGCAAACACCAUCUCCAAUGAAGUAGGGAUGUUGGUUAAAAUGUGAAUAAAAAUGGGAUACAAAGAUCUGCACCACCUUAAUUCAAUUGAAUACACUACAAAGUCAAUGCUUAAUAAUGGAUAUACAAACUGAACGUUAAAUAUCAUGUAAAAGCAUCAUCGUAUCAUGUUUCAAGAAAAGCUUAGACAGGGUCAACAAAAGAAAAUUGGGGACUGCUCCAAAAACUCCUGUUUCGAUUGUUCCACAGGUGACCAUGUUCAUUGGAAACAGGUGAGUGUCAUGAUUGGGUAUAAAAGCAGCAUCCUCAAAGGCUCAGUCAUUUACAAGCAAGGCAAGGUUCUCCACUUUGUCAACAACUGUGCGAGCAAAUAGUUCAAACAGUUUGACACUGCCAGAAAUGCAGGGAUUUCAUCAUCUACAGUCCACAAUACCAUAAAAAUAUCCAGAGAAUCUGGAGACCUUUGUGACCUUUGACCCCUCAGGCGGCUCUGCAUUACCUGGGCUCAGAAAAACUUCAGUGUUUAGUUUGUCUCUACAUCUACAAGUGCAAGUUUAAACUCUACCAGGCAAAGCCAAAGCCAGAUAUCAACAACACUAGACUACUUAACAAGGACUUGACUGGCCUGCCUGCAGUCCAGACCGGUCUCCCAUUUAAAGGCAUCAAAUUCAAAAUGAGUGAAUAUUUGCAAAACAUCAAUAAAGUUGGUCAGCUUGAGCAUUCAAUGCCUUUUCUUUGUUGUGCAUUCAAUUGAACAUAGGUGGAAAGGGAUGAGCCAAUUGUUUUAUUCUGUUUUUAUUCACAUUUUCACAACAUCCUAACUUCAGUAGAAUUUGGGUUUGUCUUUGAUGAAACCCUCUCAGACCCUUUAGUUUUUGGACAUGCUAGCAUAUUAGCAACAAAGGGGUUAAGUGUUCAAAAGAUGCAUUUUUGGGUGGGGGUUCCCUUUAAAUUGGGUGACGGGCGUCAGACGUGUCUUUGUCAUUACAGCUGGAAACAACCUCUCUUAUCAGGAGUUCAUUUCAAUAAGAAGACACAGAGAUAAGCUGCAAAGCUGCAAUUCCUAAAAACAGUGAUAACAGAUGGUACAAAUGAAUGUUCCUCUAAAUUUGACUUACUCAGCCCCUCCCUGUCUCUUUAUCUGUAUGUUUUUCACAUUUACGUCUCUGAAUGACUGUAUUUCUCUUUUUUUAAUGUCUUCCCAGGAGCUUUGAUCCCCCUUUUCUAUAAGUUUCUUGAGGAUUGUUGCUACAGACAGCCUGCUGCCAUGAAUAAGCCUUCAACUGCAACAAUUACUGCGCCCCCGGAGACUGUGCCUCACAGACACACUCAACAGCUUUGCUUCAGCUGCUUGGAUUUCAGGGCAGGAUCCAGUAUUAAAAUGUCCAUCAUACUAUUAAACUAACCAAUCCAUGAGGCUAACACAAACUAACUUUUUUGCUUCUUCCCCAAGAUUAAGUUGAUAUGAAGAAGUGAUCUAGCCUCACUCUGGUGAUCCAGAAUUUUAUAGCUUUGCUAUGAGGGUAUGACCAAUCAGAAUCAAGUACUGAAAACAGCUGGGUUAUUGGUAAGAAAGUUGGGUAAUAAUGAAACAUAACACCAGAGCUAAAAACAGGAUAACGUAUUCACAUACUCUGGGUUGAGCUGGAACUUCUUCAGUUUUUCAUCCAAACUGGAAACAUCUCUGAGGUCUGCCCCGAUGAUACAGUAACGAUCUGAGUCGAGGCUGUGGGCAUCUACUCAAAACAAACAAAACCAUCAGGAAACAGAAAAAGAGAUCCAGAAGAAGGAUUUUCUCACAAGGAGUGAUGUAAUAAACCCAAACUUGUCAUGUUUUGACUGUGACGUGUGAGCUUUACCUAGCAGUAAGGAGUCUGUGGAGUGGGUUUCAAUGAGGGGUCUGGAUAAAGGUGGUUUGGUCCUGGUGAAAAGAGAAAGUCGUUUUAGUCUAUUACCAACACUGGCAUCAACAAUAAAGCAGAACCUGUAAUCAAAGAAAUUUACCGUUCUCUGUUUUAUGAUUUCAGUUUUCUGUUUAACAGUCUGUCAACCUUAUAUACUGAUUUAUCUCAUAAAAGUAAAACAAAUAUAAUAAUGUAAAAAUCAUCCACACACAUAUAAAAAAAGUAGACAUGUAAUAUAAAUACCCUCUCACUAUUUAUCAAACCCAUUGUGAUAGAAAAUUCCAGAUGCUAUUUCUGUUCAAACGGGCCUCUGUCUUCCUCUACAGAUCAGUCUCCACACUGCAGCUCUAAACCAAAAAAGAAGAAAACUAAAAGCCUAAUCAUUUAAAAAAUAUUCUGAUGAAUAAGAUUACAUUUUUCUACUUAACAUUCGUGUUGGUAACAAGUGUGAUGGAGAUUUCUACACUGGAGAUCUGUGGGAAAACAUCAACGUCUGUUUACUGUUUACAGGUCAAAAGUGCUUGACAUUAUCAGGUUCUGCUGAGAGCUCCCUCUUCUGGAUCAAAUGGCAAACUACUUCAGAUGUCCCGAUGAAUUCCAAAAGCUCAUUGCAGUUGGAGAUGAACUUUUCCUGUGCUGCUUACACAUUCAUCUGGCUGCUCUGGCGUAUGUUAGGCACACAGAAAAAACAAAAAAACAAAAAAAAAAACCAAUAAAGUUUAGGGAAAAAAAGAUUCAAAACAAGGGUGUCUUACUUAAUAUUGUGUAUUUUCCUGGCCACAACUGUUGGAAAGUCCACUUCAAAGAACUUCCUUGGCAUGAGAUUUUCAUCCUGUAAAACACAUGUUUACAUAUAUGUACACACAGACAAACAGACUAAAGAUCGGUGUACUGCGUUGUACAUUUGUAUCACAUAUGUUUUUUGUAUAUUUUGUUCUGUGUGAUAAAAAAGUCACAUCAGUACAAACGUGAUGCACAUUUAGAUCUGUGUGCAAACAAUUAGCCAAAGCACUAACCUUUAGUCUCCAAAAUGUGGUGUCCAAUCCAGCACCUAGGUUGAUUACUUGACAACUGCACUCUGUCUUCCUUAAAAAUGCGUCAAGCAGACGGUUCACUCCUUUAACACGGGCAUAGUAACCUGUCAGAUGAGAUAUGUAGGCAGUUAAAAAAAAUGUACUUAGCAUGUGUCACAAGCACCAUAAAGGACGUAUAUCAGAGGAUUUUUGCAGUUUGGCUUAGCAGUACAACAUUUGAAAUACCAGCACGUGUACAAAAAGAGUCUUGAGGAACAUAUCUGCCAUUUUUCCCGGGACUCUCCUGUAUUUCAGACCUAUCCCCCGCCCAUGUCCCGUAUUGUCAUUUCUCACGGGACUCUACCGUAGUUUGCAUGGUCCACGUUCAUUCAUGAAUCGGAUCACUACAUUUGUCAAAACUUGCCAGGUUUCCAGACAACCAAAGAUUGUUGUGUGUUUCUGCUGAGCCUCACAGAUGCUGGAUUGAUACUUUUACUUUUUACAAUUUGGAUGAUUCAGGUCAGUUUAAGCUGUAAACUAUCCUCAUACGACAUGUAAAUUGCCUGUUGCCUAUAUUGCCUGUAUAGCCUGUAAAUUGUGUAUAUUGUAUAUAAUUUUAUUUGAUUUUAUCUUCUCCCCUUUUUCGUUUUUCUAAAUUUUUUCUUAAUUACAACAUUUAUUUAAGUUAUUAAUAUUACGAUCUUUAUUUUUAUAACUGCAUUUUGCACUACCUUUGUCUGUGAUGCUGCUGUGCCAAAAAAAUUUCUCCCAUGGGGGAUCAAUAAAGGAAUAUUCUACUCUAUUCUAUUAUAUUCUAUACAGAAGAGCAAAUAUAUGAGGACUUUAACACCAAUAUCAGUGGACUAAAUAAGUUCAAGGCAUAUCGUAGCUAUUAUUUUUUUAUUACCAUUUGUUAUUGUUAAAACAAAACAAAAAAGUGUGCAGCUUCACUUAUACUACAUGGAUGAGCAAUCUAAUUACAAAUACUCUUAUAGUUAGCUCAUAUCCACCAUACAAGGUAGCCCCAAAACUGCCCGGCGUGCACCGCAAAAUCUCCUUAAAUGUUGGCAGGUAUGCUGUGGAAGUAUCUGUAAACAUCAUGACUUUGUAAACAUGUAAAUUUACUGCUGAGGCCUCCCUCACCACAUUGUAGAGUGAGGAGUCGUUAGCUUGUGAUAAACAGUCUGACUACUGGGUACAUUCUUUCAAAUCUACAAUAUGGAGCUUGUGAAUCUCAAGCUGCAGUUAACACCUGGUCAGUAUCUGCAGCUGACCAAUGUUACUUCUACCCUCAUUCUCUAAUGUAGGCUAUACUUAUAAUAAAUGAUAAUAUAUUUGUGUGCUGAGGAACAUUUCUUACCUCUGUUGAUUUCAGGUGCCUUUCGUUCUCCUACAGAUCUUGCAAAAUACUGGAUAUAGGAGUCUUUCCAAUAGCUUUUACUGGUAGCAAACCUAAAAUAAGAAUGAUAAAUUUCAUUAAUGAUGUUUAGGAUGAAAAAAAACAACAACAUAAGCUCAUGUACACUCUGUGCAUUGCCUGUAAGGACUUGUGGCCAUUUUUUUGGCAUUUGCGUUGGUCCUUCUUGUCCAGAUUUUAGCAUGUGUUGUGCUUACUCUGCUGUACUUACUGUACAGUGAAAUAUUAUUCACAGCUACCACGGUGGCUCUGUAGGCUAGAAUCUAGCUAAACAAUGUUGACAAAAACUGCCAAAAUAACACCAACUAUAAUGGAAAAAAUAGCUUUGUUCUCUUGAAUAAUCAUAAAAGCCGGACUUUGCCAAGAAACACUCACUAGCACAAUACAGAGCACUCACUAGCACAAUACAGAGAAAGAAUCAUUAUGUCGCUGCUUGUCUUCAGCAUUUGGAUAACAAUUUUAGCACUUUUGAUUUUGUGUUGUUAGUCGUUAUUACUCAGGGCAUGUUUGGCUUUUUGUCUCACCACACAACAGAGACAUAGUUUACAAAAUCACAGUAAAACUAAGACCGAAACUAAACUAAAAGCAUUUAAAAAAAAAAAAAAAAGUAAAGCUACAUUACAACUGAAAUAAAGCAUUGAACGGAUUGAGAAUGAACUGAAAUUGUAAACAAACAGUCAAAACAAAAUUAAAGGAGCCUGGUGAACUUAUUUUAUGCGCCACAACCUUUCCACUGCAGUGGCAGCAUCUCUAAAUGACUGCUAUUUACUCACUAAUAAGCUAAAAUGAGCAACAAUAACUAAAGCUGUUCAUUUAGAUACCUUAAUUAUAAAAUGUACCAAAUAUAACUACAAAGCCUUCCGUUUCGUCUGGUUUUACGUGGAUUUUUCGCCUGUAAUAAUGACGCAGUAAUAAACAGUGGCUCAACAGAGGCAGUAAAAUACCAAAUCAUAUGAGUCUAACUGAGUACCACUGUCAAAGUCCUGGUUUCACCUUUUGCAUGUGGUUGCAUCGUCGCAGGUCGCCCUCACUGCCUCGUCGGCAGUAUCUGUAUCUGUGAAAGGUUGUCGAGCUGCCAUGAACUGUCCUUGUUGUCGUUAUGUUGUCAACAUUAAAGCUGGAAACCCUGCAAAAUAUAGUCCACCUGCUUUACACUGGCUUAGCAACAACAACAAGCUAACCCCAGAUAGCUCACUUUGACAGGAGGGGUUGUUUAUCAAGGUUGAAAGGAAGGAAAAUAAAACUGAAAGCAUAGUCGGGUUGCAUUAGUAUUUAUGCAACUAUCAUCGUACUCCAUGGGAUUCAAUUCAACAUCGACGGGUUGCAUUGAAAGAGGUGAUCAUAUUCUGCUUGCUAAGCGCAACAUGCACGGAGUGACAUAUUAGGCGGACACUUCCGACCAGCUGACACUUCCGGGUAGUGCUUUUCAAAUUAAAAGUAUCACCAGAAAACUACACACUGUAAGCAGCUGUUUUAGUGAGAUAAAUGACCGAAUUUAAACCCCGUUGUCCAUCCUACAUUUAUAUCUGAGCUGCGCAUCGCUAUAUUGAAUAUAACAGUGACUUAUGGCAGAAAAAAAUGUCUUAUUACUGACUGACCUUUAAUCUGAAAUUCACUUGUGUUGUAAAUAAACCAGCACUUUCACUGAGAUUGUGUAGGUGGAUCAUUCUAUUCAAACUUUUUUAUUUGUUUUAUUUUUUUAAUUAAAAAAUAUAUAUAUAUUGAAGAGUAUCCUUCAGUUAAACUUCAUAUCGACUCAGGCGCUACAUGGCCUAACCAAAUGACACAUUGUAAAGAACGUGAAGCGAAAUUUAACAAUAACCUUUCCACUAACUUCCUUUGCUCGUCUUCUCGCCGUAGUCUUCUGUGGCUAGAUCUUAGACACUGGUACAUCAUCAUUAUUGGUCCCCAGCAGCUCACUCCAGUUGUGGCUUUUUUAUUUGCAUCCUUUUAUUUUCGCAGUAAGUAGAAAGUACGUUUUUUUUUUUUUUUUUUUUUUUUUGCAUCACCACUUUUUUUCGCGUCCUUAACUACCAUUGUGGCUUUUUCUAUUAUUUGAACCAUUUCUUUUUUUAUUUGCUGUGAGCUUUGGUUUCUUUUUUGUUGCAUCGGUAACUUUCAUUGUGGCUUUUUUUGUUUGCAUUCUUUUAUAUUUGCAGCGGUGGCCGUUCUCGGCCACCAUACAUAAUAACACUCCUCAUCGUUCAUUUGAAUGAUAACUGACCUCAUUAAUAUGUUGAAAUGUCAGAGAUGAAAUAUGAACCUGAAGAUCAUCUGACCAUGCCUUAUGCAUAGUAAGUAAAAAAAAAAAGGAUAAACAUCAGAAUGAGACAGAACAGUGACAGAGUAUGUUUCAAGUCUCGUGGGAAACACAGAAUUCAAAAGCCCAUUUGACACAUUUUUGGGGAACAUUCUUGAAUUGCCACUUCAAUCUUUCACAUCUUUGAGGGGGCCUCAUUUUGCUCAGAUAAUCAAUUAUUCUUUGGCAGCUCCCAAAUAAUGUGUCUGAACUCCUCUGAUGAUCAGAGCAGCUCAUACAAAGUUACAUAAAAGACUUGUCCUACUUGGAAAGGAACAUAAGCAGAUGUAUUAAAAAUCCAUUAGAUACCCACACAGAAGGGGGACCACAAAGCUGCACAGACAGAGAAUAUUUGAAGACGUCAGCUUUUAAUGACCACAUGCAGAAUUAUACAGGGAAAAAAGCUUUGUAAUAUGUUUUUCUCUGCAGAAUGGCUCACUGACUAGUGACCGGAUUAGUCUGCAGUAUAUUGAAUCUGAAUCAAAGCUCACACAAGUAACAUAAACAGUUGUGACAUUAGAUUUCAACUUAGUUUAAGUGUUUUGAUACACAGUAGAAAGUCCACUUACUGGAUUUUUGAGUUAUAUUGUUGCAAGUGUUUCUCAAAGCUGAAUGGGUCCUAUAUUAUCACAAAGUUCAUACAGUGAUUCAAGAAAUCUUCAAGCAGCUAAAAAACAGUACAGAGCUGUGAUCUUACAGACAGCUAAUGCAUUUGGCUUCAAGCUGAUGCAGUCUGUGUCAAAGUGUAAGAUACUUGAGUUGCAAUGGGGUAAGGAGAGCCUUAUUGACUCACAGCUUAAUGGAUAUGGGCUUAAACUAAAAGCUGAUUCUCGUAAAGACAGGCUCAGCAUUUUGUCUUUGGCAUUAUUGGUUUAUGAAAAAGUGUAUUUCUACAUUUAAACAAUAAAUGAUCAUUGUAAAGUUUCUAGCUUGUUAAGUUUAUCGGUGUACUAUUCCUGUGUUAACUCUUUCCAAUUUUAGAAGAUAACACAACAGAGGGGUAACAUGUGAUUCUUCCAAACUGCAUUCUUUAAGGUCCCUGAAAGAACAUAAAGAUCCAAAGUCACAAUUUAGGAUAAUUUUUGAUAUAUUUUAUACACAUCUACUUAUGGCAUUCAUGAAGCGCAUUUAGUCCUCUCGUAAACACUUGCCUUAUGAAAUUGAUACACACAUUUUUGCACAAAGACAAGAAAGUGUGUGAUGCUUGAAUUCAAAGCAAAUUACCAGCAGUCUGUUAUAACACAGACCAAAUAUUUAAUUUUGACAAACCAAAUAAAGUCAUACUUUUGGAUUAUGGGGUGGCCCCUGGUGUGGCCAAUCAGGUUUCGAGGGGGCCCCAGUAACUCAUCAAGACCCGCCCAUGCAUAAGAGGUAAUCAGGGAGUGGCCAGGGUUGCAACACUGAUUUAGUUCAGUGGUUCUCAAACUUUUUCUACCGGGCCCCCCUUUGGCAGAUUAAAACUGUUUCAAGCCCCCUUACGCCUGACUGUACACAUCAACGUGUAAAUGAAAAUAUGUGAAUGUAUAAAAAAACACACUGUCUGUCACAAGCUGCUAUUGUUUUUCCAAUUACUUAAUGAAACUUUAAACUUUUGUAGAAAUAACAACAGCAAUACCUUUUAAUCAUUUUUUUAACAUCUUUAAAACAUAUUCUUUCAGCCCUAAAAUAAGUCUGUGGCUACAGUGCGUUUGAUAGUGCCACAGAUCUUCCCCAGUCUUGGGUGCAGCUGUGAGACUGCCACUCUCAGUUCAUUUUCAGUGUCCAGUUUUGAUCGGUACUUGGUCUUAAUGUAGUGUCGUUGUCGCCCUUGCGUUUUUACGGAGGUCCGCUGACGUUUGUCAUGGUUAGCAGUGCAACACAAUGUAAACACAAUGGAACCACUGAUUUAAUUAAAUAUUAAGUUGUAGGGGGUAUUUUUGCAUUUCAUAAUUUUUUGUAUUUUACAGUUGGGAGAGAUUGUAUUAGGUGAAACAUUUUGGUCUAAAUGAGGCCCCAAAAUUGACACAAAGGAAAAGUCCCUCAUAGUAGCUUUAAACUCUGACAGUAGAAAGACACAACUACAGUGGAUUUUCUUUGUGCUGCACAUGCACAGCUGGUUUAUUUGGAUUUAAAGUUCAUCAGAGUGGUUGACUGAGCAAAGAAAGGAAACUGUUAUGGCAUCAUGACUUUAGUAGUGUUGUAAAAAGUUGUUUGCCUUCAUUCCAGAGCUCCAUAUGUGAACAGGGUUUACUCCUGUCAGUGUCCAGGGGGAGGUGUUGCUGUGCAGGCAGAUGCUGCUGCGGUGCUCUCAGUCUCUCUCCAUCUCUCUCUCUCUCUCCCUCUCUGAGCUGGUUGGCAGAGGUGCUGGUGGACCCUCUGUUGCUGCUGCUGCUGUUGCUGCUCACUCAGCUCACAGCUCCCAGUCCUGGGAAAAAAGCGGCCGCAGAUUAUCCAGCUCGGUAACGUUAGCUCACCGGCUAACGGUCAAGACAGCGACCGAGAGGAGCCAUGCAAAGCCGCAGGAGCGAGUGAAAGUUGGUCGCGGCUCACUUUGGGACUUUUGCGCGUGGAAAUACAACAAUAAAAGAGGUUCGCGGAUCAUGCUGCCGCCCCCGACGGGAACUUUUCUCUAGGAUUUCCACUUGGGAAAGGCUAGCUCAGAGGCUAGCGAGGCUACUAUUUUUAAUUGGCUUUGGGCUCAAUGGCUUUCGCCUGUUUUGCCCUGUCAUAGCGACAGCUUGGGAAAUUAAAACGGGGAGAGGCCCCAGUGAACUUCAUGACAAACCAAAGCUCGGUUUUGAAGCUUAACUUCGGAAGGUUAGACUGGCAAAGGACCGAAAAUGAAGAAGCAGUUCAACCGGAUGAAACAGCUCGCCAAUCAAACAGUUGGCAGGCAAGUAUUGGAGUUAGCCAUUUUUACUCAUUUACAGCAAACUUUAAGUAUUUAGCUCUCUCUGACUUAACUUUGAAGGUUUGUAGACACGUUUUUUUCGACUUUAACAGCUCCUAAUACUUCAUUAACUUUUGUCCCCAGCAGCUUUGACAAUGAAAUGUGAAAAAAGACAACAUAACCUAAUUAUAACAACAAAUCUAAUCAGUUGCCUUUGUUGACAAGAUUAGUCUCAAAUGGGUGAUUCAUUUGCUCUCAAUGUCUGACAACCAGGAUUAAGGGCAUACUACUCUUAGCAAUAACUGGUUGGAUGGGAUUCAGUGCUCUCAUUUAGUCUCUGUGUUUUCACACUGCUGUCUGAACCCAACAGAUACCCCCCCUAAAGCCUGAAUCAGCCAUCCACAGUGUUAGCACUAUUUAUCUGGGAUAUAAACAGUGAGGAGCACAAUGAUGAUGCACUUUUCUCUUUCACUUUUUGAAAGUUUCUUUAAUGGGAGUGGGGCAAAAUAUUGUUAGAGCAAUACACAGUUGUCUUGAUCCGGGCAGUACAGUAGACCAGUAUUGAUAUAUUAUUUUAAUCAUGAUUAUUCCAAACAUCUUUUACUCUUUGUGUCACAAUUUAAUGACCCAUCAUAGAGCUAAUGACACCUAUCUGCAUCUUACCUUUUAUUGUAGCCUAUAUUGGUUUUGGUUGUAAGGUAUCAUAUCACGUCGUAUCACUUCGUAGAGAUAUCAUACCAUAUGAUGUCUUAGAUUGUAAGUAGGGAUGCUUUUAGGAUAUUCGGAGAUACCCAAUGUGCUGGUAUUUUCAAACUCAUUUUGUGCACACAAAUCUUUUAUCAAACUAAACAACGUAAAGUCUCUUGUGCGUUGAAUUUUUCUUGGUACUCGUAUUGUAGACAUAAACAGAGCAGGAUCAUAAGUGGAUAAAAGUACAGAAAUGUCUAGCAAAAGUAGAGGCAUUUGGCAAGCAAUGGAGCGCACCUUACAUAUUUUUGAAGGCAGUAUGGAUAUAAGAGAUUUUCCCACACUUUCAACACAUGCCUGAAAGCCUUUUGCAGGAGCCCUCUUAUAUAUGCAGCUGCAGAAGGGUACAAAAGAUUCAGGAGCAUCUGCUGUAGGGCAGUUCAGUUUGAUGAAAGAUGUGCAAACAUGUCAGGGUUUAUGGCAUUCUCAUGAUCUACAGCAAAUACUAAUUUUCCAAAUGGGGACAUGAAGAUGUCAGAAAUAUUAUCAGGCUUAAGAUCUUAAUGCUUAUAUAAACUCAUAACAAAAAAAAGAAAGAAACACCAUUACAUCAAUUUUUAUAGCCCUUAAUCACAACAGCACUUAUAAUGGUGUACAUAAUGUACAGAGGAGUGAGACAGUUCUCUAGAUAAUAAUCUUGAUUUUUAAAUGACAUAAUGAGAACAUUUACAGGUGUGUAUCCAACGGGGGAUUAGGCCAUCACUGGGGAGUAUGUGUCUGGUCUUUCUUGCCCUCUGCAGCUGAAUACAGACAUCAAGAUAGAAAAAGACAACACAAUAGGACGUCCCUGCAAUGAAUGACCUGUUACUUUUCAUCUAACAUCAUGGUUCACUCUUUUGCUAAUAAUUUGACAGUGAAAACCUUCCAAAUCUUUAGAACAAUAUUCCUAGCUUCAACCAGGGUAUUACACAUUUAACAUAUAAAAUAGAUGAAUGUGAGUAGUGAUGGAUAAAUACCCUUUCUCUCCUUGCUAAUUUUUUAUAUUUAAAACAGGCUGAAAGGUUUGCCCCUUGAAGUAAGUGAUUCUCCCUCAGGAAAAGUGUCUGGACAAUGAAAACGUAUUAAUUAGUGCCACUCUGCUGCAGUGGGAUGACACACAGGUCCUUGAGUAACCAAAUAUCUCAAGUAACCAUGGCUGAAGCCGCCUUUGUGUGCACAGGAGGGUGAGAUGUUGAGAUGUGUCAAAGAAUAUUUUCAUGGUGGGAAGCUAGCUCUUAUGAUGUGUGGCAGUUGGUUUGUUUACUUUGUAAUUGUAAGCUUUGUGUCGAUGGUAGUCGACAAUGUUUGACACUUCAGGCUGUGUGCGGUUGUACCCAGUUCAGGGUGGUGCCAGAUAAGGUUUCUGACAGGCUGAAAACAAUGGUAUAUCAUCUUUUAAUGGGUAAAGGCAGCAUUUCCCAAAAAAACAAAAUAUUGACAACGUGCAAAAGAUAAGCAUAUUGUAAUACUGUGAUUUCACAUUAGUGGCCCUUUAUGCUGGUUGCCACGCGUUAUUAAACAGAGGAUAGACAAAGAAGAUGAAGCAGGCUGCUAGCGAGCUAGCUGGAGCAGCCUCUUGAGAGAUGAUCUGGCACUUUUAAAGCAGAGGUAUAAGAUUUUAUGUAAAUCCAAUAACAAUAUCAGAACUUGUGCCUUCCGGGUCACAAAUCAACUGAACAUUUAUCUUUUCUGAUGGUUCUUAUGACUGUUUUUAUUCAGUCCUGUCACGUUUGAUCUUCCAAAGCUAGAAUACAGGGAAUGAAGCAACUGAAACCAUAGAAAUAGGAUCAGACUAAAAGCAUGAUGAGCAUCCUGUAAUGAGGCAGUGUUGUCUACAAAGAGGUUUUGGUAAUAGAUUUAGAAACAGAUGAUGUAAUGAUGCAUGUAAAAUAACUUUAUUUAUUAGUUAGGUGAAAUGCCCAGAUCUAUUUUUACCCCAUGGCAACCAAUAUCUUGACAGCCCUUGUCAAAAUCAAAUUUCUUGAAUUGUUAUAUCCAAAAUAUUUGUUUCUUUUAAAUUUGAUGCCAGUGACACAAAAACUCGGACACGGUCUACAAAACUGUGAAAAUGUUGUGCAGUUCUUUAAAAUGGAAUAACUCAUGAGGUCAUUUGAAAAAGACGAGAUCUGAAAAUGGGGGAAUCCAGAGAAGAUGAAUCUUUCACGAGUUAAGGUAGGGAGAGAUUCACCACUCUGUGAGAGACUGCGAGAGCAGAACAUUUUCAGAGAGAUGUUCAACAGCGUAAAACUUAAAAAAUUUGGGGUUUCAUCACCCACAGUAUCAUAGUUUUGUGAAGUGGGAGAAAUGUGUGCACAAAAGAGAUGAGACCAACAACCAAUACUGGGUUGCUUUGAUCUUUGGGCCCUCAGGCAGCACUGUACUAAAAAUGGACAUGACUUAGUAGUGAAAGUCACUGCAUGAGCUCAAAAUCGCUCCCAAAAACCAUCACUUGUGAUCACAGUUUGUCACUGCUUCUGCUGAUUAAAAAUUUUAGUAUUGUUCUCCAUCAGAGAAAAACUCAGACUUUAAUAUCUUCAAUAAGUCCUUUAUAUCUGGUAUGAUGAACUCCAGUACAGCACAGACACUCACUACCACUGUCAUAACAAAUAUAAAGCACAAAUAUGACCAUUCUUUAUAUAUUUAAUGAGUACAUGUUCAUUUGACUAAAAUAGUUUUAGAAUAACUGAAAAUGAAACUUAAAUAUUCAGGCAAAGAGACAAAAAUCAGGAUAUUUGAAUAGACAGACAGGAAAACAAUGUUUGAUAGAGAGGUGGUAAAUACAGUCACUUCUAACCGAACAGUCUAUCUAGUGUUUAUUUGAUGGUAACACUAUCAGCCCAGUCUGAGGGGAGAAUCUGCCGAACAGUGUUCCUGCAAAACUCAGGGCCAGCAGAAACAGGCCAGCUGGGAUACUCAUACUUUCCUCAGCAGCAGUAAAUUAGAAGUGGAGCGAGUAUAAUGUAGAAAACAGACAUUUGCAUGUGCUCCCAGAGUGGUCACUUACUCUUUUGUGUACACAUGUACUGUUAAACUCAAAUGCAUUGAUUCAUACGCAUGCCCCUCUGAAUGAGUGAUCGGUCAGCAUCAGGAUAACCGCUCUCAGUUCUUGCAGCUAACGCCUGCUCGUGCGCCUGCGUCUGCAAAAAUUUGCGCGUGCAAAAGGCCCUCUCCGCUGCCCCCUGGGUUCCUGUGAUUGUGCAAGGGCAGAACACUGUGUCCAGCAAGCAGCCGCUCUGAGGAAAUCUCUCCUUCUUCUCCUACAAACAGGAAACUGCCUCCCAGAGACACACUGGUGCUUUCUAGAAAGCAGGAGAAAGAAAACUAGGAAGAUUGAUGUAGUGAGAGAGAGAGAGAGUAAAAAACAUGAUGUGAUUCAUGCCAGGGAGACAUAGGUUGUAGCUGUUUAUAGAGGAUAUUUUCAGUGUCUUAUCUUUGAACUCUGUGACCCUAAGCAUGAGUGUUUGCCUCAGGUUGAUGUGGUCACUUACAUCUUUGAAGAAGAUAACAUUUGAACAGAGAGUCAUUACCUCCAAUCUGCAAAAAGAUAAACCAGACACAAGAUGACAUCAACAUUUUGCACUCUGCUGAAAGUGUUGAUAAAUUUGUGUUUUCUCUGCUGUGCUUGAGAUAAUGACAUCAACUCUGACUGUGCAAAAAUCAGUCUAAGAUAAAGCUGUCAGUGGCUGGGGGAGGAGAAGCAUAAGUUUUGGGUCCAAUGGAGUGCUUCAGUUAAAGGAAUAUUCUGGCGUAAAUUUAAGUUAGGGUCAAACACACUGUAACACAGAGUUAGACACCCCCUCGAGUGAUGAAUGUUGCCGAUUGCUUGCUUCUUUUGUUAUACCAACUUUAGCAACGACUGCACGAUAGCAAUACACAGCAGUCUACGCCUCCACGUACAAACCUCAACCAAAACGCCACUCUAUAGCCACAAAUAAUGCCCAGAACAGAACCUAACUUCAUCAAUGGUACAUAUAGGGUCCCAGCCAUAGUACUAGCCAUCAAACACCUUUUUAGCUUUGCCUGAUUUCUUCAGCAAAGAGACCAAACACAACUCAACUGCUCUCUUCCAGCAGCCACUUGUUUGUGGGGGAGCCCUGACGAGUUGAUCACCAACUGCAACAUCAUUUCCACGUGGUAGUUCUUCUGCCCUAGCGUCUCAGUCUGAUUGCAUUUCCAUGAAGUAAUGAUCAUAAACGUUCUUCCUUGAGCUGUGAAACUCCGCUGCACUCGGUGAUUGACUCGUCAGGGCUCCCCCACAAACAAGCUGUGUAUCCCUAUUGUGCGGUUGUUGCUGAAGUUUGUAUAAGAAGCAAGCAGCUGGCAACAUUCAUCUCUCGAGGGGGUGUCUAGCUGGAAUAUGCCUUUAAGAACAAGGGGAGCAGGGGUUGCGGGGGGGUCUUUCAAAGUUUAGCGGUACAGGGAAACAAUGGAGAAUACCUUACUGUAAAGAUUAAACUUGAUGCCCUUGAUUUCUGCAGAAGUCACUUUACUGGUAAUGGAACUCCCCUCUGCAGAAACAAGCUCACAUGUGCAAUCUUUGACUUAAUAUAGUAUUGCAUCACUUACAUGAGCAAGUCAAUACCAGAUCAGUACAGUUACAGCCUGUUAGCUUAGUUUAGCAGCAGAACUGGAAACCAGGGCAAGAUAGCCUUGGGCUGCCCAGCUGUAGCAGAACUGGCAAAGAACAGAUGAGUCUAAGGGGGAGCAAUUACUCCAAGAGUUGCAUGCUGAAGUAUAUUUUUAUAGUUAUAAUGUCAAACAGAUCAGAGACUAGCUGAAACACAAUAAAUAAAAUGAUGCAACUUAAUGUAUUACUACUCAGCUUUCAAAAUAUUCCCUUAUCAGAUUGGCCCUGGAUGGAUGGGUCAUGCAUGCAUAAACAUUUGCACACUUAUCAGAUAAAGCAACAGCUAUUUGUGAGCUUGGGUUGUAUGAUUAUGACCCAAAUGAUAAUCAAGUUUAUCUUAAGCAGGGUUGAGAUAAUGAAUCAGAAUUUGUUUAUGUUUUACAUUCAGUACAGUGUGCAAAUUUUGCUCCAAACUACAACUUAAAAUGAGGUCCUUGAUCUGAGUUUGGUGCAUCUUUUUAGGAGAGAAAUAUAAAUAAAACAGUGCUGAAAACAUUGUACCCAAAACAGAAUCGACAGCGCUCUGUUUCACUUUAAUUCAGUGAGAGUAUUUCAGUCUGUCUUUGAGAGCUGGGAGAAGGGACAUUUUUUGUCUAAAGCGACAUACACCUUGCACGCCAUCAUCUUAUGCUUGACAUCAUUUACCCUAAAUGCCAAGUGCCUCCAAACAAUUAAACAAUGAGCCGCUAUGAGUUCCUUAUCUUUCUUGUCAGACUUGACUUUGUUUUUCCCAUGACUGGUCACUAUUGUUUACACUUUCACUCCAAACUGGUCCUGCAAGGUAGGACAUGCAAGCUCCCCCAAAAAGUGAACCCAAAACUUCUCUUUCACCACUGUGGGAGUAGCUUUGACUUUGGUUUCAUUUGAUAUGCAACAGAAUUUGUUCCAAGAUUGUCAUUUGAUUGUUAUUUUAAAUUUGAGCCAUUCUGUGUUAAGGUUGUAUUUUUGCUAUUUGGUUUGUUAUUUCGAGUUCAGGCGAAGCAUUGUUGGAAGAGAGUCAUACUGUAAAACAAGCUGGGCAUCAGAAAGUAGGGCUGGGUGAUAAAACGAAAAUGAUAUCUUAAAAAUUAAUUUCCCUCGAUAUCAAUAAGAAUCAUGGUCAAUAUCCUUUUCGAUAGUCGGCAUUCUGCCGUGUUUUGGUAGACUAUACAACAAGCCCAUGAAAGGGAGACUUGCUCCUGGGUGAUGCAGUGCUGAACCAAUCGUGCUGAAUCAGAACCAAGCAGCAAACAACUGCGUAGUAGCAGGCUGCAGCUACGUGUAACCAUAGCACUGAAACACGCAAAGAAAAUGAGUGCUACCCCCAGCAGAAAUGCAGAUGAAGGCUCAACAGAUGAUAUUAUUGACAACACCGGCAUGAACACGUUGGUGGUGUGGAGGUAUUUUGUUUUUUUGAAGUUGGACAUGAAGCAGAGUAGUGUGCACUGCAAACUAUGCUGAGUACAUGUUAAAUCUCAUACAAGAGUAACAGGGAACAUUUAAGAUUGACAAGCGAGUUUUUUAUAUCGUGAUACAAAUCGAUAUCGACUGAUAUUAAAAAAAAAUUGUGAUACUUUUUCCCAUAUUGCCCAGCCCUAUCAGAAAGACAAUGUUAAAAUGUGCUAUAAUAAUCACUUUAGUUUUCUCUGGGUUGGUAUUGUAGUUGUUUUGUCACAGCAGUGUAACACAAAUCAAUGAAUCAAUUUCAUGCAUUAGAUCUGAACUCAUCCCUGACCACAAUGUUUUCAAAAAACAAGGCGAGUCCGUAAGAGAUCAACUCCCAGCAGUGUCUGAAUGUUUCCACUUUUCAUCAGAGCUGCUCUACCCCACCCUGUUAAUCAUUGACUGUAAAUAUAAACAUUACAUAAUCCUAGUGGAGGCCUUUCCUAUCAACAGCUAUCAUCUUACUGACCAGCAUCCUCCUGUUAUACCUAUUGUAUGUGACAGUCCUCGUUUCACUGGAGAAGGUGUCGUGUUGAAAAGACACUUCCCCCAAAGGGAUCAGCUGAAUGUCACAGUAGAAUUAAAAGGAGAGGUGACUGGGCGUCUCCCUAUGUCUCAGCAGGCCACUGCCUUGAGGACGAAGAGGUGUGUCACCUGGGAUCUUUUGUGAUGCUGCUAGUGGUGUACAACCCCUGAGGAAAUGUUGCUGUACCUUUUUAUUCUUUAAAAUCACAGUUUGCUUUGAGACAAAAACUGUGGCAUGACUUUGCAUGCCGAUUCUGAGAUCUGUAGUGUUUCAUGUAUUUUCAGCAGCAUUGCUGAUUGGAUAACACAUUUAAACAUCACUUAAUUCCACAUUUAUUUACAGUUUGACAUGAGGAUGUGAGUAUAGUUGGAAACAGAGCACACUCCUUUUUCAAAGUGUAUAGACUAAUCAUUUUAGCAGUGUAAAGGAAACUUAUAAAAGUCUGUGUGUGUGUUUUUGACGUGUCCUCUGCUCACUCCUGCUCAGGUCUAAUGUUAACACUCCAGCACAUAAUCAGCCUCAUAAGCAGCGUUGUCUGGGCUGAGUCACUCAAUUAUUCUGGAGCUCCUUUCAUCUGAGUCCAGUAUCCAUUACCUUCUGCCUUAAGCUGCCAACUGUUGCAGACCCUCCCCGCUCCUCAGCCCCGCUGAUUGUGUUGAGUGGCCACUAACAGCCGCUCUAUUGUGCUUACCCAUGCAGUAUUCACUUACUCCCCUUCCACUUUGAUUGUAAAUCGCCAUGGUUACCAUUCUGACCUAGCAGCCACUGCUGCGCGGCCAGGACCUCUUGUUGUUAAGGAGUCACAUGCGGCGCACAGUGACACACUUUCUCCAAAGAGCUGCAGCUUCAGUGAGGCGCGAUGGGGUCAGCUCUUUUUUGCACUGCAGGGUCAGCUGAUGCCGGCAAAACAAUUGUUGUUUUGUUUUGUUGUUGUUUGUCCUCCAACCGGGCCGCACACAGCCUAUUUUUACCCCAGUGACAGGGCUUUUUUAGAUUAGUUCACACAAUUGUUGCUAUAACAAGAGCUGAAGUGAAGCUCAUAUAUCUAAGUGUUCUUAUUGUGUGAUUACAGGAUCAUGUUUGGGAAUGUCUUGCAACUAAUGACACAAGGUUUUCUUGCUUAUAUUUCACAUCACUAUGCAGCACUUGGUUAACAAAAAAAACUUGAAAAGUUUGCUAAAUCUUAUCGUUAGGUUUUGCAUUUGUCCCUUCUGUAUUUUGCCACAAUCUUCUUUAGAAACUAAUACUCUGAAUAGUUCAGCUUGUUUUCUAACGUUAUGUGGAAACUUAAUUCACUUCCACAAACAUACAAACCCAAAUUCUACUGAAGAAGAGACCUUGUGCCUCAAAUCUUCAAUAGUCUCAGUGUCUUUAAAUUGUCUGGGGGUGUGUUUGUGCCCAUGGCUAACUGUCACAUCUGAGAAGGCUCCAUUAUUGCUGGAAGGUACAAACAGGUUUAGGAGCAACAUCUGCUGCCAUCCAAGCCACGUCUUUUUCAGGGACGUCUCUUCUUAUUUCAGCGAAAUAAGUUAUCUUACCACAGUGUGGCUUUAUAGUCAAAGAGCAUGGGCAUGAGAUUGGCCUGCCUGCAGUCCAGACCGGACUCCCACUGAAAAUGUGUGCACAUUUACAUUAUGAGGUGCAAAAUAUCACAACAGAGACCCUGGACUGUUGAGCAACUGAAGUGGUUCACAUUUUUACACAACGUCCAGACUUCAUCGGAACUGGGGUUUGUCGUAACUGACUCACAAAGGGAACAUUUUUUUCUUCAUAAACGGCAGUUUGAUGCUCUGACUUUAUCUUCGGCCUUUGACAGGACUACAUAAAGAGCUCUUCAUUUAGACUACAUUAUAACACAAAUGCUAUACUGUGGCUUUAUAAUCGAGCUCUGUAUGUGUGUAUUCAGCCAGCUGAAAAUCCUGUCUGUUGGUUUUUGUAGAUCCUCCUCACUUUCCAUGUGGGACCCCAACAACUUGACAUCAGCUCCCCUCCACAUAAAAAGUCUUUCCAUUCAUCUCCAGCCCCUAGAUUAUUCUGGUUUGGCACCUUCAAAACUCUCCAUCCCCACCCCCAAAAAUCUCUGUAUUUGUAUUUCUUUCCUUCAAACCCCCCAAACAGUCGUCCCUCCUCUGUCAGACUCUUUCUCUGUCUCUGCCUCUGUGUUGUAAUUGAAAGCAGCUGUGCAGAGGUUACUAAAGUUCAUACUGAGCAGUUUCUGGAGGAAGGCCUGAGCUUCAUUUAGAGCUCCAGUUUCCCAAAAUGAAGGCAGGCUGCUGUCUACCGGUCGUUCCAGUUGGAGGGCUCCACUUGGAAAAGUUUACACACUACUUGGACACAACAGUACCUGCACAGUCCUCUCUCUGCAUUACAGUAGAGAGACAGAAAGUCUGACUGUAAUGUCACGUGAGUGUAGAGGAUGUGAGACAGAAGGGGGAUGAAGGCUUAUUACUGGACGUCUGCCCAUAAGCUUGGUUUCCUUUCUAGUAAAAUGAAAUUCACAUUAGGUGGGUCAGAUAUCACACUUCCCACUCGACUGGGGAUCAUAAUUAUGGAAAGUUGCAGGAAAAAGUGAUGCUGGGGAGCACUAGAAAAAAGUUCUUCAUGUGUAUUACCGAUGUUAAACAUUAACCAGACAUCUAAAACACUAAUAAAAAGCUGGUGAAAAUUUGACUAAGGUUGUCUGAUGGCAAAUAACUGCAGAUGAAGUUCUUAUUAGAGAAAACUAAAUUCACCAAGUUUUCAAAAUGAUACAGAACAAUAGAUUGGUGACACUUGGCCCACAAUAACAAUAGGAAUUUCAACAUCAUGACAUAUUAUAGUGCUCGAUUGUUUUUACCAAAAUACAUUCCCAAGCUAUACUUAGUCUGAAACAUAAGUUUGCUUUUCUGUCGACCUGUAUGACUGAGCCUGUAACUAUUGUAUUCACCCUGAAGUCAAUAACUACAGCUGACUGUUAUCUGUCAUUCUGGUAUAAUCAAUAUUUGAACCCUCCCUUGCUCCCACCUCUAUCCAUCUAAUUGCUGCACAUUUUAGCUCAAGUUUUAUUUUUUUUAAACAUAUCUUUAUUGGUUUUUGUAUUCAUACAACAACAUCCAACAAUUUAAACAUAUGGUAGUAAUGAAAAUAAUAAUGAAAAGAUAAAUAAUACAGAAAAGGUAAAAAAUAAAUGUCCUAAUAAAACAAAUAAUUAAAAAGAUAAAUUGAACCAACAAAUUAGUCAACAAAUUGCUGAGCAAUAAAUAAAAAAAUCAUCUAAAAAAAUAGCACGAAUAAUCAAUCACUAUUGAUAAUAAUAUUAUCCUAACAAAUUAAAUAUUUUUAAGUAUCUUAUUCUCACACUGUCUCCUCCAUAUCGCCACCUUUCAACAGUUCCAGAAGUAUCCUCCAAAUGUCAUAAAAUUCAGAGGGUUUCUUCCUAACAAUGUAGGUCAGCUUCUUAAGAGCCGAACUUAUUCAACCAGUGGUUAAAAGAGAGUCAACCAACAUUCUUCCAACAUAAUGCAAUAGAUCGUUUGGCCUGCAGUAAACAAAGAUCAACCAUUUUUCUUUCUGUGCAAGAGAAAGAACAGUCCUCUGGAUAAAUGCCUAAAAUACAGAACUUAGGGCAUAGAGGUAAAUGGGAAGUUGUGAUUUGAGAGGUAUACUUUAAUUUUAGCUCAAGUUUGUCUAAAAGUGUCAUAAAAACCUGAGUAUUUAACUCCUCCAACCUCUGACUGCCAUCACUUCCCCCCAGAGGUUUCCAGCCUGCGUGAAGGUGUAAAUAAACAGCAUGAGCUGACACUGUGUUUCCCAGGCUUCUCCCUUUAAGUGAAUCUAAUCUGUCUGACCUCACUGAGCCCAACUUUUAGUUUACUAUUAAUAGGCUCAGGCACAGCAGGGCCAUGUAGCAGCACGACACUCAGAGUCCAGCUAGCUGUAGCUGUAGCCGAGGAAAAUCAAAGCUUGUUGCAGAGCAGGAGAAACAGGCCUAUUGCUGUACAUGCACCCUGUCAUUCAGCCAAACAUUUUCAGAUGUAAAUGGCGCUCAUCUUAAUAAAAUGCAGCAAGAUAUCCAUCCAAGAUUUUUUUUGCCUCCAGCUUGGAUACCAGCUCUGUUUAUGGCUUGUUGUGCCGUGGAAACCUAUUAAAGAGACCCACCCUCACUCAAAAAAAUUCCACCUCAUGCACAAGAUUCAAUACCUGACACUUACUUCUUUUUGUACCUGGGAGAGGAAUCCAGUCUUUCAGGAGCAAUGUCCUUUGUCAAGAGGAUAUUUUCACAGUGACUGCGCGAUGUCAAAUCCAGCCACUGAUCUGCUAAUGCUGCCUGUCAAUGCUAAUCUAUACUCUCUGUUUUGUCUCUUGUCACCAACAGAGCGGAGAAGACAGAAGUCCUCAGCGAUGACCUCCUACAGGUAAAUCAGUAAUCCCACCAUAGAGCUCUGAGUCUGAACACCUCCUAAUGCUGGAAUGGCUGCAUCUUUGAUCACCAAUCCUGUGAACCACACUUUUACUUUUACACCGCUUCAACUGUUAGCAAAAAGGAUGUCUUUCAUCUAGCUCCUAAUCUUGAUCAUGAUGAUGAGUGCAGAUUUGUCUGAUAUAAAAUCUAGAAACUGGUCAAAUAAUUAACCUGAAGCUAUGUAGUGCAUAAAUAUAAAUAAAAUGAGUUUUUUAAAUCAUUGUACAACCCUAGUUCCCAAACACUCAAAGAAAGCACAACUUUUCACACACCAGAUGACUGAAUAGAGCUCCUGUGACCCGUAAAACUACUGACUAACGUGACAAUUCAAGGCUGUAGCAGGUAAUUAAACAUUUUCAGUCAGUCCACUUUGCUUGUAGAUGUGUUAAUCAUUAAUAAAGCCCGGUUUACAUUUUAGUCGGAUUGAAACCUUCUCUGCUGCAUAUGAAUGCAUUGUUUUCCUGAGCAAUAAUCUGCAGCUUCUGCCACAGAAAACAUUGAUUUCCUGCUGCGGUACUGAGUCAUGCAAAAGUAAUACAGCCCACAUCUGUCACAUGAAGGCUGUUGUACUGUUUGUUCUCAGCAGGGCUGCAACCAACAAUUAUUUUCUCACUUUGUAGAACAUUUGUUGGUUGAGUUGUUUUGAUCAGUCCUGUAUCAGCAGUUUUGAAUUCUGGGAAAAUAAUCAGGUGAGAAAAGCGAGCAGGAUAUAAUGUAAUUGUAUGAUAUCCUGGGUAUUAAUCUAAAGAGGAUCUACUUAUCUCUACAUGCAGGUGUAGCUGAAGAUGUUGUCUACAUCGAGAAUUCCAGCUUAAGCAACAAGUUUUGUUGACAGAGUGUCACUAAGACCAAGUGGAGUCGAACUUUUAGAAUUCUUAAAAUGCUUCAGAUUGUCCAACCUCCAAACAACAAACAAGCUUAAAAAAGUUGUUUUCUUCCAAUUCUAACCCUAAAAAACUUUUUAAUUUUUGAAAAAUCUUUUACAAAUCACAACUCAGAGAUUAAAUCACCAAAAAUAUACUGUCUGUUCUGUGUAUUUCCUGAUACACAAUGAAGUGGGAAUCACCAGCAACAGCUGAAUGGGAAAGUAUGAAAAACAAGAGUUGACUGUGUUACACUGAAAUAGGGCAGGGCGAUAUGGCGUCAAAUCAAUAUCAUGAUAUAUUGAGCAGUUCACCUUGAUAACAAUAAAUGGAGGAUAACCACUCCACAAGCUGCUCACCCCCUCCCACAUGAACUUAAUCGACCUCAGCUGCCACUGCAGCCACAAUAACUUUUGAACCGUCCUCCAUCUCCUCACCUGUCUUUCCCUCUUUGCUACGGACUGGAUGGGGUGGAGUCACAUCUCUGACAUAGGACAGCGUCUUAAAGAGACAUGAGACCAUAGCCUACCUACACACAUCCAAAACCAACUUUUACUUAGUUAUUUUUUUGAACACCAAAUAUAUUGACGUGGGCAGAAUGAUGUAGGUUAUUGUUGUAAAUUUCUGUGUCAGUAAAUUUUCGGUUUAUCGCCCAGCCCUAACUGAAAAUAAUGUUUUAGUUUGAUGUGUCAACACUCACUAAAUCAGGAGGCCUUGUCUGUAACAGCUGAUAGGCUAGCUCCUUUGCCAAUUCUCAGGCUUCUUUCUCAACAAGGAGGCAAGAGAACAAGGAUCCUUGUGACUAAUGCACAUGCCAUUGACAGCAACCUCCUUGAAGCAAACUGAACAAUCCCUUUAACACUUGCUCCAUCUCUACAUUGACUUUUAUUAGUAAAACACUUUGACAGACUAGUUCCAAAGGCAGAACAAACUCCAAAGAGCUGCAUGGUGUGUUUUGUUUUGAUUUCUUCACAGACUUAGGAAAGACUGAUUGAAGUUUUAAAGACCAGCUGGAGUGUUUGCUGAGCCAAAAGUAUGCACAUCUUCCUGCCAACCAAACAGCAGCUGAUAUCACUUAAUGGAUCCUCCUCCCCUUGGUUGAAUGUUGCUUAUCAGCGAGUUCAGCUGGUGUGGAGCUUUAAGACCUGCAUAGUCAUGGGGCUUUUGCUGACACACUGAUUAUAAGCCAUUCCAUUAAGAGCUCAAAAAGCUGCACAGAGAUUACCAUGGGUGUAAACGCGUCUAUAUUAAAAUGGUUUGUCUGUAUUGCUUUGUGUGUGCGUGUGAAAGCUGCUGGUGCAAGGAUUUCCCGGGAGAAAACUCUCCUCAUCCUCUGAGUCCGUCUGAGGCAGACAGCAGGUGGGGCGGCAAGAUUCUGGCUGCUCAGCAAAGACAUUCCAGCGAGGAGGAUUGCCUUUGUGUUUCAGAGGGAGGUGUCAUAGAUGUGAAAACAAACUCAGCUGGCUCUGCGUCCUGAGAGCAGCCAGGACUACAAAGUCUUACACCCUUUCAUUCCUAUUAUUCCUUUCUCCCCACCCUCUUUUGUACGAGGUGCAUAAACAAACAACACCUUCCUGUCUCUCAGGAAUUAUGGAAAUUUUAUUGCUCUUUAUGAGCAGAAAUAUAUGAGCGUCAGCUCCAACCUUAGAGUUAGAUAUAGAGUUGAUAUGAGCAAACAGAAGCAACUGGUAGUGUGCUACAGGUACUUUUGAUGAGGUGAGGAUGUUUCAUUAUUUCAGACAAAUUUGACCUUCACUGCUGAUCAAAGACUCAAUUGUUCUGCCCUCCCCUAGAGAUCAGCUGUUAAGACUGUGAGCAGAGGUUGUUUAUAGGGACAUUUCUGUCCGAUAAAGGAGGGAAAUGAAACAUUUGACCAACCCUUUCAUUGUUUCGAUGGCCUAAAAACAAUAAUUCACAUUUUAUCCAUUGUGGAGCAUUUCUGUGGUCUUCAUGCAGCAGCUUCUAUUUACUUUUAGUUAAAAUAUAGAGGACUUACUUGAGCUUAGCAUUACACCCCUUAAAAUGCACGAUAUUUAAUGUUGUCUGGAAUGCAAUUGCAGUGAUUUUUGACUUCUUUGAACUGAUUUGAGAUGUUGGUAGCAGUACAAUAUAAGUAUAGCGUGAUACGAUACGAAAAAAACCAAUACACUUUAUUGUGUAUUGUUUUCAAAGUGCUGCACAUGCUUAACUGCACCCACAAUGUACAGUAUAUGUUUUGUUGAUGUGAAGUUGACCUACCAGGGUAAAAAGCACCAACUAAUUUCUCCAGUUAAUAUUGUAAAGUAACAAAACAUAAACCAGUUUCUUUCUCAUACCCACAAUGUAUUCCCAAAAGAGAAGGAAGAUAUUCAAUACAACACAAUACAAAUACUUUAUAUAUCCCCAAAGGGAAAUUUAUUUGUCGGAAUCUCCUGAUUUUUUUACUCUGGAAAGACGGGUAACAAACUGUGUGAAUCCAGUCAAGUGAGAGGAGAGGGUGACAUGGUUGAAGUCUCCUGGUAUUAUUACCUCAGUGCCUCAGGAUGUUGAGUCUUUAUCCUAGCAACAGUAUCAUGGAGAGUACAUAUAUACAAGUGUUGUUAUAUGACAUGACUGUUCUCUCUUGGAACAUAAUAUGACUUUAGAGCGACUGCCAACAGUUCAAUAUUUGGACAACACAACUUCUCCUUGACAGUUAUGUGUGAAGGGUUACACCAUCUCUGGUUGACAAAUAAAGCCAGACCCCCUCCUUUCUUCAUGCCACUAACUUGAGCAUCUCUGUCUGACCUUUAUGAGAGUGAAGCCAGGUAGAUCCACACUGGAGUCCGAGUUGUUUUGAUUCAACCAGGUUUCAGUAAAAACUCAGAGACUGCACUCAUGAUAUGCUUUCUCAGUCUUCACUAAUAUCUCCAGUUGACAUUUCCUAUGAUGACUGAUGUAAGAAAGGGCUUAUAUCUCCAUUUCCUGCCCUUCAAGUUUGGCUUCACCUUUACACCAGCACAGCAACCAUGAAAAACACCUCCAGAUGUUUGCUGCAAUUGGAUGUUGCUGUCCAGAUUUGCUCUGUCUCAAUGAAAGAAACUCUCCUCUUGAAUAAACUCUUCUUAGAGCAAAGAUAUCAAUCAGCAGCAGAUAAAAACAUGACAAAAAUUUGAAAAAAUGAGCAAAAAUUUCAGAGAGACCAGACUUUGCUGCUCCUUGGUUGAGCACAGGUUCUGGAUUGAGGAUUACUCAUCCAAGCCAAAAAUACAAGAAAUAAACAUAAAUGCAUAUUUAACACAUCUGUAUGGAAUGAAAAACCUGCCAGAUCAAAGGUUUACAAGAGUCCUUAAGAGUCCUUAGGGCCUGUACCACUUCUUCACUUUUAAGCGCAAUAUUCAGAUCUAGAUCUUUGAACCUCUCAUAUCAAUGUUUUUAAAAGUGAGUGUCACAUGUUGCUGACGAAAUCUAUUCUGCACUUUUGGUUUUGGAUCAUUAACAAGUCUCGUCGGCACACAGGACACCUGUUGUGAUAAUGUAAUGUUGUGUGCAAGAUUUUAAACAUUGAUUGUGUUGUGUGAAAUGUGCUGUCGAAAGAGCAGAAAAGAGGAACAUUUAGUGGGUGGGUACCACUGCAGGUAUAAAGAGAUGAAAGCUGUCAGUGUGGUAUGGGUGUAAAUCUUAAUAAAGUUAUGCAAAGUUAAGACAAUGCAAUCUAAUAUAAGAAACACAUGCUAUACAAAGUAAGGAUGCAGAUAUUAAGUAGCCUAAUAAUUGAACUGAUUACAUAACAGGUACAGCCCCAUGUUGUGGGAACCACCGAGGCCAUGGUCAUUCCUUUCAUCGAAAUGAUUUAACUUAACCUCUACUCUAGUCUGCCAAAGUAAUCUGUGAACUAAACACCUCUGUGUUUGUCCCCCCACAACUCCCUAUGAUUGAUCUCAUUCAAAGUAUGAGCUGGUAUUCUCGACCCCCUCCUUAUCUCGUGAGCUUUUUUUAACAUAGACCUUAAGGAUGCCUCAGAGCCACCCAGCAUUCUUGUGCCAGCUGUCCAUUCCUUGCUGCUCCUCAUCAUAGCUGACAAUCCUUUGCAUAGCUCCUGGAAAGUAAUCCUGAAAUACCAGGAUGCCUACUUGCACACACUCAUUUAGUUGUGUUUACAGCCGAGGGAAUUUUAUUAGGUAGCAACCAGCUGUCUUAAACACCUAUGUCAUGUUUCCCUAAUACUAACAAAGACUAGCUUGUUUGCCAUUGACUUUGACGCCCCUGCUUUAAUGCGUCAUGUAAGUUAUUUUUGUCCAAUUUCGACAUGUCCAGACAUGUUCACAUCCUUUCUCUAAGGAACCGAUAAACAAACACCUAGACAGACAUCCUCUCUGUCUGUAUGUCCUGCUCAGUCUUGGGAUUCCCUGCUCGAUGACGAGUCAUUAUGGGAUUGAGCAUAUGUUGACCUCAUCACACAGCAGGAAAACCUUCCCAGAUUCUUCCUCUAAAUGUCAACUUUGCUCUAUUUUGUCAAGGUCCUCCCGUUCCUUCACAUAAUUCAUUCGCUGACCAUAUUUCAUCGUGCGUGCAAACCCAUCCUGUUACAAUUAGAGGAAAAGAAGUACUCCCUGUGCCAUGUAACCCAAACAUUUCCAAUACACCCACGCAAAAACAGGGAGGGGAAUCCCUGACUUGUUUAGCAUGAGGCACUGACUGAGUCUGAGAAACGUUCCCAAGCAAAGCGUUUAUAUGUCUGAGUGUGCUUUUGAUAAGUUUGUAUUUGAGCCAGCUGUUCGGGGAAUGCCGGGGGCCACCACGGGUCGGGAAUGACGUAAGAGCGAGAGAACAGAGGCAGAGAGCACGAGGGCGGAUAUCUGCUGUGGAAUUCCUGAGUUCCGACUCCGUUCUGUUUUUGGAACACAAUUGUCUGGUAUUUAGUUGAUCCUCCCUCUUCAUUUGUCUGCCUCUAUUUCCACUCACUUCACCCCCUAGACCUCAGAGAUCCCAUUUAUUUUUGGCAUAUUGUUUGUGCCAGGACCAAGACACCCGCUUUUCCUCAGAACCUUAAAAAAAAAAAAAAAAAAUGAUGAAGACACACCUUGUCUGUUUGGAAUUUGUUCAAUCCGCUGUUGACUUUCUCAUGAGUGGUGCCAACAUAAACCAGUUUUUUUUUGCAUCAUGGUCCCUUACAGCACACUUGAACUGUAACUCGCAAUGAUCAGC